Messenger RNA from Podarcis lilfordi (Lilford's wall lizard), 62080 nucleotides. NCBI's taxonomy places the organism in Eukaryota, Metazoa, Chordata, Lepidosauria, Squamata, Lacertidae. The record is from the annotation of a GenBank genome assembly.
GCCGCUUCCAGGAGGGCGUAGCGGCCCUGGCCGGGGGAUGGAGCGCGGCGGCGGCACCAGCAGCAGCGGAGGCGAGGGGCGCCCGGAGGCGGCUCGUUAAGGUGCGCCACGCGGCGGCGGGGGAUCCGGCCGAGUUUUUGGGGUCGCCCCGGCGGCCCAGAGCUCGCCUCCCUCCGCCGCUCGGUUGGAAAGGGAGCCGGCCGGGCAAGGGGACCGGAGCGGGGGGGGGAAGAUGGUGCUCUCAACUGUAGUUAUUUCAAUUUUUUUACAUAAAAAGCAAGAUGACAUGAAAGUAUUUAGGAGGAGAGAAACCUUCAAAAAAACCCAAACCCCUCUCCAAAUAUAUAUAUUUUUUGAGGUUUCUCUCCUCCUAAAUACUUUCAUGACAUCUGGCUUUUUAUGUAGUUGUGUGUGUUGGGGGGGUGAGUUUGGGGCAUUUUCUCCCCCAUGAAUGCUUCUGUGCUGUGUCUCUGUCUCUUUUUAGUUAAUUUGGGAGAUUCCUCCCCCCUCCCCACGCAAUACUGUACUUCUAUACUAUUUUUGUUGUUGUUGUUAUGGGGGGGGGGGAAUUCCCCAUCCCAAAUAUUUCCAUCGUCUUUAUUUGUUUUUCAGUUACUGGGAGUGGAUUUUGUAGAUUGCUCCCCUCCAUUUUAUUUCUUUUUUUACAAAGCUCUUGGGGGCGAAUUUUGGGAGAUUCCCCCCAUCCUUUCAUGUUAUCCGUAUUUUAUUAGUUAUUGGGGUGUGGGGGGGUGAAUUUUGGAAGACCGCCUCUCUAAAUACUUCCAGUGUUUGCAUUAUUAUUAUUUUAGUUUCUUGUGUGUGUGGGGGGGUGAGGUUUGGAGAUUCCCCACCCCAGAUUAUUUCUCUGCUUUUUUAUAGUUCUUUUAAUAUCUUAACUGGGGAGAAGGGAAUGAAUUUUGGAGAAUUCCCUUCCCCCAUUCCCUUCUCUUAACUUUUGAACACCCUCUUGGAUCCCCUCUCUUUUGACCUUUAACCUCCCCCACCCUUGACCCCCAUGGGAAGGUUUGUGCCCCCCCCCCCCAAAAAAACCCCUGCUAGUUAAGCACCAAUUCCCUGGGCUAGGUAUCUACAACCUUUUCACAGCCAGGGCUCCCUUGUAACCCAAACAUGCAUUUGGGGGCUUUUACCAUAUAUUUGCGAGUGCUCCUGUGGUGACCUGCCUUGAAUCAGGAUGCCACCCACUAAAGGGGUCCAAAAGUAAGCUUUUUCAGAUCAGUGGGGCUUACUCCCCCCACACUGGGAAGCACCUGAAAGGCUUACAGCUCCAUAUCUCUCCUGCUUACCUCCUUUUCUUCUUCUAGAUAUUUGCUCCAGAUUCUUCUAGACUUCUACCUAGAUCCCUACCCAAAUGCUCAUGCCUAGAGCUCUCAGUUGCGUAGUAAUUUCACUAAUGCAUGCUCUGGAUCCUUCAGUCCCCCCCUCCAAAAAAAAAGUCAUCUAUGGGUGCCUCUCUUAGGCUGCUUACGCACCAUACAGUACAGUGGUACCUCGGCUUACAGACGCUUCAGCUUACAUACGCUUCAGGUUACAGACUCCACUAACCCAGAAAUAUUACCUCGGGUUAAGAACUUUGCUUCAGGAUGAGAACAGAAAUCGUGCUCUGGCGGCGCGGCAGCAACAGGAGGCCCCAUUAGCUAAAGUGGUGCUUCAGGUUAAGAACAGUUUCAGGUUAAGUACGGACCUCCGGAACGAAUUACGUACUUAACCUGAGGUACCACUGUACAUCUAAAGCACAUUCCUCUCUCUGUCCUGCAAAGAAUCCUGGGAACUGUAGUUUGCGAAGGGCGCUGGGAAUUGCAGUUCUGGGAGGAGUGAACUACAGUUCCCAGGAUUCUGUGUGUGUGGGGGGGGAAUCAGUGUGCUUUAAAUGUAGUCUUAAAUAUUGAAUAUUGAUAUUCUCUCCCCCAGUCUAUUGUCAGACCACCAUUCCAGGGGUUCUUUGCUGGUGCCUUCCAAGAACUGACCUCUCCGAGUCCCACCUGAACUCUUGGUCUGGGUCCUUCUCCCCCCUUCCUUCUCCCCACUGCACACACAAUUGCUGGGGGUGCCCUGAACCCUUAUUCCUCUCUGCCCGACGGAGGGCUAACCAACCUGGUGCCCACUAAGUUGUGGUUGCAUUCUGCCUCCCAUCAUUUCUGGGCGUAGCGGGUGCGGUUGAUGGGAGCUGGAAACCUCAAUUAAUGUCUUUAGGGCGCCAUGUUGGGGAAGGGCCGUAGUGUGUCCAGCUUGCAUGCGGAAGAUCCCAACUUCAAUCCCUGCCUGAAACCCUGGAGAGCUGCUGCCAGCCAGUGUAAACAUUACUGAGCAAGAUGGACUGUUCCUGUGACCAAUGCUAUAAAACAGCUCUCUGGGUUCCUAUUUAAACCAGCCAUUUAUUCAAAGCCAUGAGGACCGGAGUCUUAGGUUUUUUUACUUAGCGGAUGGAGCAAAAUAAGGCAGGUUUCUGUGUGCCUCUGGCCUAGUGUGACUCCCCCACCCUCCUUCCUUAGCUGCCCCAUAUCUCUUCCCUGCUCGCCAGCCCCUCCUUGAACUCCUCCUCCCUCCUUCCCCCAAACGCUGAUGCCUUGAUAUUCUAUCCUCAUUCCUUGCCUUAGCACAGUAGAAAACAACUACCCCUCCUUCCAAUUCUCUCCCCACACAUUCCGGAUCCUGUUUUGUCUCACUCCCAGUUUCUUCCCUGGUCCUUCUUCCUCACCCCCCCCCACCCACAAAAAAAUCCAUUUGCUUGGGUGGCCCCUCUCCCUAGAUGCUGAUGCUGAGAUAUCUUAUACCGCUCGAUUUGGAUUUCCAAGCCUGUAUCCUUUUCCUAGGCCCAGAUUCUUACUCCCUCUGCAACUCCACCACUUCCCCAACUGCUGAUGCUGAGAUAUCUUACCCUCCACCUCCCCGCUGCCCCAUUUCCACGUUCUGGAUCCUGCCCCCACCCCGCCUGCUUGCUGGCCGCCCACAAUCCCUCUCUUCCUUGGCAUAACGCCCCCCUUCCAGAUGUUGCCGGUGGGAGCCAGACCUUGCUUUCGUGUCAUCUUCUCGGCAUGGCCAACGAUCUCGAACCGGCAAUCUCUCUCCACAUCCACACACCACUUCCUUCUCCCCCCCAAGCCUUAGCCAGACGCCCAAACAAGCUAGCUUGGCACCAAACGGAGGCAGUAGACAGGGUAUUCUGGCAGGGUGACAGCACUGCUCUCCUCCUCUGGGCAGGAGAGCCUUGGCCGCUUUAUCUAAAUACACCAGCCUCUUUCCCGCUACCUGUAUAUGUGGACUGAAAGGUUGUAGCUCAGCGGUAGAGCAUUUGAAAGACCCUCCUCUGAAACCCUGGAGAGCAGCUGCCGGUCAGUGCAGGCAAGAUUAGCUCCAUGGAAUCUUAAAAGAGUCGCCAUCUAGUACAACCCGCUGCAAUGCAGGGAUAUUUUGCCCAACGUGGGGCUCGAACCCACAACCCUGAGAUUAAGUGCCUUGUGCUCUUGCCUGCUGAGCUAUCCCAGGACUGGCCUCCAGUGUUUGGGAAGGUGGCGAAGCAUCUGCAGGAGGUUCUAGGUUUGAUCCGCAAUGGCAUCUCCAAGCAGAAAGACCCUGUAGAGUGUGGAAACCCUGGAGAGCUGCUGCCAGCCAGUGUGGACAUUAUUGAGCUAGGUGGCCCAUUGUUCUGAGUGGGAAUAAGCCAGCUUCUGGCGUUUACUGUUUAAAUCAGGGCCUUUAUUCAGAACCAUGAGGACUGGAAACUUGCUUUAUGGUAGAAUAAUCUGUAUGCAGAAGGUCCUGGGGUUCAGUCCCAAGCAUCUGGGAGAGACUCGCCCUGCUGAGUUGCUACCAGCCAGUGUGGACCUUACUGAGCUACACGGUUGGAUUUGGUAGGAGACAGCUUCCUCUGUGCCUCUGCUUUACCUGUGUGACAUCGACCUUCUUAGGCAAAUCUCUGUGCUACUAAACAAGGUGAAUCUGGCCUACCUGGGAAGAUGGAGGACAAUCCUUUGCUGGAGGUUUUUUAACACAGGUUGGGUCGUCCGUCUGCCCGGGAUACUCAAACUGUGAUUCCUUGCAUUGCAGGGGGUUGGACUAGAUGACUCGUGGGGUACCUUCAGGCUCUCUGAUUUUGCCUCUCUCAUUUUUUGGCAAGCCCCAGACAUUAUGGAGGGGGCAACUGCCAAAGGAGAACUCUGUGUGUGCCUCACUCUCCUACAACCCGCCCCCCCAAUCUUUUGCCCUACAUCACAAACUCUUUAUUUUGCUCAAACGGCCCUGGGAAAGUUGACGCAGUUCUCUGGGACUCGCACAGAGUGCUUUUCAAGUUGUUGUCGUGUCUUUUGUGAUCUGGGAUUAGGCGAGUGGGAGGGGAUCUGGGUGGUGCAAAGGGAGUUUGUGGCAUCUGUGACUUUGCCUGCCCAGAAACUUUUGUGUGUGUGUAUGUGUGUCUGUGGCUUUGAAAAAUAAACAUUCCCUGGAGUUUGGGUGGCUUGGUGCCUGGGGAGGUGGCAGUUGGGAUUGGCUGCUCACUCCCUACCCAAAAAGUACCGCCCUUUCCCCAGCAGCAGAGCCCUGUGUCAAAGAAAUGGACUGGUUGGGGUUUCCUCUCUGGUUUUUACGCUUUGUGGUUGCCUGAGGCUCAUCUCAGCUUCCGCUGCACAAUGAUAAUAGGCUAAAUAGCACAGCUCAACACCUCAUUUCCCCUUCCCCAUCUUUGCAAGUGUCUCUUCUCUUGUUCCUGUGCAAUCAGAUCAAAGUUGGUGCUUCCUUACGGCGCAAAUAUAUCUCAUCUCUAUGUCGGAACACCUUGAGGCACAGGUCAAAUCUGUGUCCAGGGCAGCUGUUUACCAGCUCCAUCUGGUACGCAGGCUGAGACCCUACCUGCCCGCAGACUGCCUCACCAGAGUGGUGCAUGCUCUGGUUAUCUCUCGCUUGGACUACUGCAAUGCGCUCUGUGUGGGGCUACCUUUGAAGGUGACCCGGAAACUGCAACUAAUCCAGAAUGUGGCAGUUAGACUGGUGACUGGGAGCGGCCGCUGAGACCAUAUAACACUGGUCUUGAAAGACCUACACUGGCUCCCAGUACGCUUCUGAGCACAAUUCAAAGUGUUGAUGCUGACCUUUAAAGCCCUAAACGGACUCGGUCCUGUAGACCUGAAGGAGCGUCUCCACCCCCAUCGUUCAGCCAGGACACUGAAGUCCAGCGCCGAGGGCCUUCUGGCGGCUCCCUCGCUGCGAGAAGCCAAGUUACAGGGAACCAGGUAGAGGGCCUUCUCAGUAGUGGCCCCCGCCCUGUGGAACGCCCUCCCACCAGAUGUCAAAGAGAAAAAUAACUACCAAACUUUUAGAAGACAUCUAAAGGCAGCCCUGUUUAGGGAAGCUUUUAAUGUUUAAAAGGUUAUUGUAUUUUAGUGUUUUGUUGGAAGCUGCCCAGAGUGGCUGGGGAAACCCAGCCAGAUGGGCGGGGUAUAAAUAACAAGUUAUUAUUAUUAUUAUUGAAUGGGUACCAUUCUCAGCCAUGAAAAGUACCAUAGAGUUGGAAAAGGGAGUAACCUUUCUGACUUCCACUUUCACCUAUCAGUGCUUUUGGGCGGGUGUUCAAAGGUUUCCACCAGCCAUAUUUGCUAUUUUCUCCCUCCACUGUCGGAGGCAGUGAUGUACCUCUGAACACCAGAGAAUUGCAAGUGGGGAGAGUUGCUAUCGAGUUCGAAUCCUGCUUACGGGUUUUUCCAUAGGGGAAUCUGGUUGGUCACUGUGAGAACAGGAUGCUGGACUAGUUGGGCCAUUGGCCUGAUCCAGUCGGACUCUCUUUGUGUUAAGAUUCUCGGGUUUUAAAAAGCACUCCUCUCUUGUGUGAGCUGUGUUCCCCGAACACCUCUGCCAGUUGGCUUGAGAGCAGUACAUGUGAAAAGGAUCUAGGAGUCUUGGUUGACCACAAACUUGACAUGAGCCAACAGUGUGACGCGGCAGCUUAAAAAGCCAAUGCAAUUCUGGGCUGCAUCAAUAGGAGUAUAGCAUCUAGAUCAAGGGAAGUAAUAGUGCCACUGUAUUCUGCUCUGGUCAGACCUCACCUGGAGUACUGUGUCCAGUUCUGGGCACCACAGUUCAAGAAGGACACUGACAAACUGGAACGUGUCCAGAGGAGGGCAACCAAAAUGGUCAAAGGCCUGGAAACGAUGCCUUAUGAGGAACGGCUAAGGGAGCUGUGCAUGUUUAGCCUGGAGAAGAGGAGGUUAAGGGGUGAUAUGAUAGCCAUCUUCAAAUAUAUAAAAGGGAGUCACAUAGAGGAGGGAGAAAGGUUGUUUUCUGCUGCUCCAGAGAAGCGGACACGGAGCAACGGAUCCAAACUACAAGAAAGAAGAUUCCACCUAAACAUUAGGAAGAACUUCCUGACAGUAAGAGCUGUUUGACAGUGGAAUUUGCUGCCAAGGAGUGUGGUGGAGUCUCCUUCUUUGGAGGUCUUUAAGCAGAGGCUUGACAACCAUAUGUCAGGAGUGCUCUGAUGGUGUUUCCUGCUUGGCAGGGGGUUGGACUCAAUGGCCCUUGUGGUCUCUUCCAACUCUAUGAUUCUAUGAUUCUAAGUUGGGAAUUGUGGGGGAAACUGGUCACACAGGAACAUUUCCCUCGUCAUGACUGAUAUCUUAAAAAAUCCUUUUAUUCUCACAACAACGCAGCGAAGUGGGCUAGUCUGGAAGAUAAGUCCUUGCUUGACGUCACCAAGCACCUAGAACUCUCUGAAGCAGCGGUUCUCAACCUGUGGGUCCCCAGAUGUUGUUGAACUACAACUCCCAUCACCCCUAGCUAGCAAGGCCGGAGCUCUGAAAUGUAUCACAUAGCUCCAACUGCUGUGCCUCUGUUAUUUCUUCACAUUUCUGUCCUGCUUUCCCCCCAUAGUAGAACUCAAGGCAACAUACCUGGAGUUCCAUGGUGGCCUCCCAUCCAGGAGCUGACCAGGCCUGGACCUGCUUAGCUUCAGGGAGGUGGUGGCUUCAUGUGCCUUCAGACCAUGCUCUGGUCUGGAAGAGAGAGGAAAUAGCAGUUUCUUUAACAGGGGGGCCACUUCAGACAAGGCCCUGCCUUGAUGUCUGAGGACAGGCACGUUCAUAUAAAGGCCCUACAUACCUACAAAUCCCUUCUCGGCUGAAACAGAGCUGGGUAUUCUUCAACCAGCAUUUAUUUAUUUUGUUUCAUUCUUACAUUCACGUCCCACCUUUACUACAGGGGGCUUGUACAUGGUUUUCCGCUUCCUCAUUUAAUCCCCAUAACAGACCUGUGAGGUUGGUUACACUGACAGGUAGGGACUGGUCCAAGGUCCCACCUAGUGGGUGAGUGGAGAUUUGAACCCGGGUCUCCCAGGGCCAACACACUGACCACUACUUUACCCUGGCUCUCCCUAGGGUUAAAAACGGAGGACUGACCUCUCUGGAAUGACCAGGUUUCCUCAUGGCACCAAUUUCAAAGCGUUGGAGGAGCUUUUGCCUGAGGAAAUUGGAGGAGGGAGGUGCUUAACCCAUCCCCUGCCAGCAAAUUACGUUUUCCAGAGCAGUUUUUCUCACACAUACCGUUAAAAACCAGAGUCCAGAUGGGAUGAAUAGCAGGCAGGAAGGGUGCUUAACCCCUCCACCACCCACCAAUUCUGCCCUUUCCAGCUAUUUCCCCACCACCCACAAAGCUAAACCCCUUUCAUGGUUUUGAGCCCAGCAAGAAUAGUUGGGAGAGUCGUUUUCCCCCUGACUUCCUCCUCCCAGACCCCCCCCCCCCAAAAAAAUUUUAAAAUUCAUUUUAAAACACAAAUGAACAACACAAACAAUGCAAACAAAUUCUUAUCUUACCCUUAUUUCUUCUAAACAUUGUUAGGUGAGCUUCCCCGAGCCCCCCCUAUCUGAUUUUCAUUUUCCCUCAUCUUUAGCAGUUUACAUAUAUCAUAAUUUUUAACCAUUUUGUCCCACUUACUUUUACAAUAAUAAUCUUGACAUUUUAUCCUUUACAGACAAUACUAUUUUAAAAUACACUGUCUUCUAAACCUACAGCCUAUAUCCACUUCCAAAGCUAUUCUAAGAUUUAAAUAUUAACAUUUUUUUUCAAAUAUUCUUUAAACUUCUUCCAGUCUUCUUCCACCAGCUCUUCUCUUUGGUCUCGGGAUCUCCCAGACAGUUCGGCAAGUUCCAUAUAGUCCAUCAUCUUCAUCUGCCAUUCUUCGAUAGUUGGUAAAUCUUGUUUCUUCCAAUUCUUUGCUAGUAAUAUUCUUGCAGCUGUUGUGGCAUACAGGGGAAAAAAAUAACAUCCUUUUUCGGGAUUUCAUCCCCUCCUCCUCCCACACUCUUGCAUGAUUCUAUCAUAUGUGGCGUUGCGGGGUUGCAUGUUCGACAAGCCGCAUCAUGGAUCACUGCCUUGACAGCAAACUAUGGCAAGUUCUUAAAGAAAUGGGAGUGCCCGAUCACCUCAUCUGUCUCCUGAGAAAUCUCUAUGUGGGACAAGAAGCUACAGUUAGAACUGGAUAUGGAACAACUGAUUGGUUCAAAAUUGGGAAAGGAGUACGACAAGGCUGUAUAUUGUCUCCCUGAUUAUUUAACUUAUAUGCAGAAUUCAUUAUGCGAAAGGCUGGGCUCAAUGAAUCCCUAGCCGGAAUUAAGAUUGCCGGAAGAAAUAUCAACAACCUCAGAUAUGCAGAUGACACAACCUUGAUGGCAGAAAGUGAGGAGGAAUUAAAGAACCUAUUAAUGAGGGUGAAAGAGGAGAGCGCAAAAUAUGGUCUGAAGCUCAACAUCAAAAAACGAAGAUCAUGGCCACUGGUCCCAUCACCUCCUGGCAAAUAGAAGGGGAAGAAAUGGAGACAGUGAGAGAUUUUACUUUCUUGGGCUCCAUGAUCACUGCAGAUGGUGACAGCAGCCACGAAAUUAAAAGACGCCUGCUUCUUGGAAGAAAAGCAAUGACAAACCUAGACAGCAUCUUAAAAAGCAGAGACAUCACCUUGCCAACAAAGGUCUGUAUAGUUAAAGCCAUGGUUUUCCCAGUAGUGAUGUAUGGAAGUAAGAGCUGGACCAUCAAGAAGGCUGAUCGCCGAAGAAUGGAUGCUUUUGAAUUCUGGUGCUGGAGGAGACUCUUGAGAGUCCCAUGGACUGCAAGAAGAUCAGACCUCUCCAUUCUGAAGGAAAUCAGCCCUGAGUGCUCACUGGAAGGGCAGAUCCUGAAGCUGAGGCUCCAAUACUUUGGCCACCUCAUGAGAAGAGAAGACUCCCUGGAAAAGACCCUGAUGUUGGGAAAGAUGGAGGGCACAAGGAGAAGGGGACGACAGAGGACGAGAUGGUUGGACAGUGUUCUUGAAGCUACCAGCAUGAGUUUGACCAAAUUGCGGGAGGCAGUGGAAGACAGGAGUGCCUGGCGUGCUCUGGUCCAGGGGGUCACGAAGAGUCGGAGACGACUAAAUAACAACAACAACAUGUUCAACAAGGAAGAGCAUCUCUCCUGACACUGAUUGGAAGAUCUUCUGCUGUCUGCUCUGAAGUGCCCCCGGAUGUUAGGUUUCUCUCUGUGCUCCUCGCCACAAAUCAGCCACCAGGAGCAAAACAGGAAAUGGAGCAGGAAACAGUUAGAAGAGGUGUCUUUUGCCGGCGGGGACUCGGGCGUAGCAGCUGUUGGCUAGCUGUCUGGCUGGUCGGCGGUGGAUGUGUCGGCAUGCUAGCCCUUUUAGGGAAACCACCACCAUCGCUAGAGGAGCCCACAGGCCUCUCCAGCAUUCUAGUCCUCAGUGUGGUUUUGAGCCAUCUCGUCUGUUGGACUUGGAGCCAGGUUCUGUAGCAGCAUUGUGGUCCGUUCUAGAAAGGAAGGGACAAUAGCGGACUGGGCUGGAAGGUUCAUGUGAUUCAGUCGACUGCCUUUUAAAUCACUUCCUUUGGGGGUGGGGAACCCUGUUAGAAAUUAGCCAGGUGCCAGGCGCGGUUUGCGACUGGCGCGGGUCCAACUGCGACCACGUCUCAGGGUUGCAGAACUUGUAGAACUCAGCAGGGAGGAGGUGGAGGAGGAUAGGGACAAAAUUAGGAUGAGUUGGCUCCACCUCUCAUUGGCUCUGGUGCCCCCUGCUGUCGGGCUCCCUAUCUCCUGCCCCACCAGACGCAAUGGGCACUAACCCUGAGGAUUUGCAAUCGGUAUCUGUUAGCUAAUGAGCUCAUUUAAAUGGAAAAUUUCCUGCAGGCAGAUUAGGAGGUUUUCCAGGCAAUAUUCUGUUUCUGGAAAAAAUUCCUGCGGGAAGCUUUUCCUGUUCUGUUUCCAGAUUGCUCUUUGGAGUGCUUUCUCCUGGAGAGAUCUGGCAACAGAUUUUAAAGGGAUUUUUUAUGUGGCCCUGUUAAAUUGGCUCGAUGGCUUCUUUGACUCCGUACGCCUAUCAUAACUGCAUCCUUUUCCGUUCUGCUGCUCGUAGGGAAGAGAGUUGUGUUGUUUUAUUAUCACGUAUUUUAAAGUUAUUGGGCGCUGUUUGGAUGAAGGGCAAUUUUGGCUUUAUAGAGGAGAAGGAAGAUUUGCUGGGGGGGCUGCAGGAGUAACAGGCAGCGAGGUGGGGAAAUUCUGAACACUCUCCCCCCCCCCCCCAAGAUGAUGUUACUCCUUAGUUUGUUUCCAGGGUUAACCCUUUCCUGCCCAGGGGAUGCAUUCCCUCUGGGAAGCCCCUUGGGGAAAAAUGUGCCAAUGGAGUCGGAAGCAAAAAUGUGAGCAGAGCAAUGAAUGUGACUCUUACCUCUGUAUGGUACAAUGCAUUGCAGCCAUGCAAAAGUCUGAGGUUUCUUCUCUUUCUUCCUCCCCCCCCCCCCCGCAAACUCUCAUUGCUUGCAAAAGUCCCUGGGGAGGGUAUGGAACAGGAUUGUAGAGGGGCUGUGACCUGGGAAGAAGGGUGCAGCUUGCAAAGAGACCCGAGGGCCAGACAGAAGCAUUCAGAGGGCCAAUUCCGCCCCCAAAGUUGGUUUGUUUUAGGUGUGUGUGUGUGUGUGUGCCCCACCCCACCCCAAACCAAUUAUUUUUAUUUCUUUGCUUUCCCCCCAUCUUCCCGCCCCAAUACAGCACCUCCCAUGGGCCUGAUAAACUGCCAUCGAAUGCCAUGGAACUUUGUUCUAAGAAACAUCCUCCAGGUAAGAUCUUCUGAUUGGGCUGUUUUUUUGGGGUGGGGGUGGGGGUGGGGAAGGGAGCAGGACUGACAGGGGCUGGGCCGCCCCACCCACCCCAAUCAGCCACAAAAAUUAGGUGAUUUAACUUCUCAGACUCUUUUUCUCAUUCAGCCAUUGCAAGGUUGCCAACUUCCCAACAGAUCUCUGCCCCAGCGCCCCCAGUGUAGCCACUGGUGGGGGGACUGUGCUUCUGAGAAGCUUUUGCUUAAUUCCAUUUCAUUCGCAAUCGCUUCCUCUAAGAGACCAUGAAGCAUUAAAAAAAAUUUUAAAAUGUAAAUUAAAAGGUGCCUAAUGGUCAGAGAAGGGAUGUGGGUGACGCUGUGGGUUAAACCACAGAGCCUAGGACUUGCCGAUCAGAAGGUCGGUGGUUUGAAUCCCCGCGACGGGGUGAGCUCCCGUUGCUCGGUCCCUGCUCCUGCCAACCUAGCAAUUCAAAAGCACAUCCAAGUGCAAGUAGAUAAAUAGGUACCACUCCGGCGGGAAGGUAAACGGCGUUUCUGUGCGCUGCUCUGGUUUGCUAGAAGCAGCUUAGUCAUUCUGGCCACAUGACCUGUAAGCUGUACGCCGGCUCCUUCGGCCAAUAAAGCGAGAUGAGCACCGCAACCCCAGAGUCAACCACGACUAGACCUCAUGGUUAGGGGUCCCUUUACCUUCUUAAUGGUCAGAGCUGUUCAAUGGUGCCCUGGAAGGCCAUUGUCUCUUCCUUGCUGGAAGUAUUUAAACAGAGGCCAGACAAUCGUUUGUCAGGGAUGCGUAGUUGCAAGAUUCCUGCGUGCCUCGGGGGGUUGGGGUCAGACUGGAUGACCGCACAAGGUGCCUUCCAGUUCUAAAGCUCUGUGACAGAUUUUCAUAUCCAGAGUAUAUGUACCCUUGCCAGCGGGAUGAGGAGUUUGAGGGGGGUUUGUACCGCUUUAGAAGGUACAGAAGGGACUGUACCACUUUAGACAAAAGGCGGUCUUGUCCCGUUUUUGAAUUCAACCCCGUUCCCCAGGUUAAAAGCCAGCCAAAUGUUCUGCAAGUAGACAAGCAGCGCUUCAAGGCGAUCUAGCCCGGCCCUCUCUCUCCCUGCUAAGCUAGCUUCCUACCUGUGAAAAUUCCUGAGCUGAGCAGUGGGCUGGGUUUGGAUGGCCUUUGGAGGUCCCUUCCCAAUCUACCAGCCUAUGACUUUUUCAUCUGGGUCAGGCUCCUGUCUAAAGCGAAGGAGCAAGUCGCAUUGCCUUAUUUCCUUCCUGGUCAGUUGGCAACCCAGCAGCCCGGACUACCUUACAGGGUUCUUGUGAGGAGAGAGAGCGAGAGAGCUGGGGUGGGGUGGCUGUCUCUGUGACAGAAGAGGUGGACUGAGGUAAAAACAGAUUUAAUAAUGAGCAGGAACCUAAGCAAAAUGACUUUUUUUUGGGGGGGGGGGAUGUCCCAUUAUAGUGAUUUGCCUGCCUUCGACUGACUCCGUAAGGUCUUUCUGGGUUGGGGGUGGGGCUGGGGGAAGAGAAGCAGGCAGGCGAGAGGUCGCCCCCCCUCGUCCCCCCCAUGCCGCGGUUACCUAAGCAACGCCGUCCCGGCCCCUCAUUGGCCGCUGUGUGGCGGUGGGCGGCCCCCGUCUCCUUCAAUGUCAGCGUGGAGUUUUCUCCUGCAGCGAGUGGGGAGGGGGGGCAGUAGCAGCCGCCGCCGAGGCAGGAGGAGAAUGGGGGGCACGGACUGGGGAGGCCGAUGGGGGGCCGCUGCCUAAGCCCGGGGGGCCUCCUGCAAGGCCCCCCCUCCCCAUAAAACACACGCAAAUCCGGGCCCGGCGGUAACCAUGACGAUCCCUAAGGAGAUGCCCGAGAAAUGGCCCUGGGUCACCGUGGCGACGGGCAGCCGCGGACAGGCGCCUGGGGGGACAGGUAUUUUUUUUGGGGGGGUGGGGGUUUGACAAGUGAAAGUUUGGGGGUUUGGCUAGCAGGGUUUUUUUCUUUUUGCUUUUUAGGGUUGGGGGCUCCUCAAAUAUCCACGUCCAGCCUUUGUCCUGUCACGACCUCCUUGGAGAGAGCUGUCAUUGCAGUUCUCUUCACAAACAUUACCUCAUACCGCGCCUGCUUCCUUCUCCCCCCCCCCAACUCUGGCUCCUCUCCUUUGCACUAUAUUUUCUUUGGUGGUGGUGGGGACACAGGAGAUCCCCCUUUUUACCCAAAGGAAUACCCCCCUCCUUCCCACCUGUCCCCCUCCAUCCCCGCAAAUGACCUUGCUUCUGAGACUGCCGAGAGUCGCAAGUUUGGAAACGGGGACAGAGUCCGUUCCAACAAUGGAUUGGGGGGGUUGCGAAAACCCAGAGCAGUUUUAUUUCAGUAUUUGGGACAGGUGGUGGGGGGGAAGCUACUCCUGGGGUGGUUUUUUUGUGGUGGUGGGGGGCAUGCAAAGAAUUAAGAGAGCCAGCCAAUCUCAUGCAGUCGGGAAGCGGGUUAUCAAAUCCGCUACCCUUUGUGUUCAGCUUGGAAUGUUUAGCAAGCCAGGGGGGCAGCUGCUGGAGGGGUGGUGGUAAGCCUGGCAAAGUGGGGUACGGUGAUUUUUUUGGGGGGGUGUUGUGUGCCGGCGGCUGAUUUUUGGCCUCUGUUUUCAGAGGAGGAAAGGCGGGUGAAAGCAAACGCCCGAGAGUAUAACGAAAAGUUCCAGUAUGCGGUAAGUACGGGGUUAGGAGUUUGCGGCUGGGGGCUGUGAUAAAAUAUUUAAGGUCUUAUAUAUAUAUUUUAAUAAAUUGUGUGCGUGAGUUUUCUGGGAAGGGAGGGGUGGUGGUGGAACAACCCACUUUUCGUGGCGGGAACACGGAAUCUGUGUUGGCGGGGCAGAGAAGGGGCGUGGGGCUGCGUUUAUAUCCCAUAGAGAGGGAUGUGAAAGGGGUGAGCUUGGUUUUGUGGGGAGUUAGGGACAGAAAAGGAAGAACCCAGACCUUUUUUUGGGUGGGGGAAGGAGAUCAGAGGUGAUGGUGGGCUCUAGGGAUGUGGGUGUAAACAUUUAAAAGGCUAACCCGCGGUGUAGUGGUUAAGAGGGUAGGACUCGGAGCUGGGAGAGACCUGGGUUCAAAUCCAUGAAGUUCACUGGGCGUGACCUUGAGGCAGUCGCUGCCUCUCAGCCUAAUUUGCCUCACGGGGUUGUUACGAGGAUUGAAUGAGAAGUGGGAGUAUUUUGGAUUAAAAUUUCCUUGGAAAUUACUACUGCUACUACUAUUUGCACUUUCUGGAAUGAUGCACAGAAUGAAACACAGCCAUCCUUUGAAAUCUGCAGUUCCCUGAAUUUUGCAACGUCGUUCUCCCAAACCAAGCGUACAAAAAUGCACAUGGAGCGUGCCUUGUAAAUUUCACUUCAGCAAAAACAGCUUACAAAGAUGCAUAUUCCGUUACAGAACAUCCUUUUUCAGAACUUUGGGGGGGAAAUGAGAAACUGAGACGGAAUCAGAUUUGCCCAUCCCAUAUGGGGAGGCGACUGCUGCUCAGUAUUUUUUUUGGGGUGGGGUGUUUGCGGGAAAUCCCAGGAAACCUUGGAGCUGCCCUUCCGCUUUCUGGAAGCUUCUUCCCACACCACUGCCCUGCUUCUGACUGGGCUUGACCCCUCGUAUCUUGGCUAGGGUGUGUCUGUGAAUAACUUCCUGUCUGGGGACAGCAGCCCAGCUCAGCGGUUAUAAAUAGAGCGUUAAGUGUGGAAGGCAGACAAAGAAACUUUGGGAUAUUUUUUCCUCUUUCUGGAGUGAAGGUGGAGAGAGAGAUUUUGAGUCUUUACCCUCCAACAGUAAAUUGUGUUCCUAGUCCACCCGCACAUUAUCCCCACAGCCUUGUGCACAUCCUAGUGUGUUGAACGGUAAUUGUGAAGUCCAUGAAAGAUCUAGGUGUGUUCUCACUCACAGAGUUGCCACCGGGAAAGCAGGCUGUGAGUUGCAGGUGGGUUUACCGCUUGAACAGUAAUUAAUAAAAAUGGCAAAGCAGUACAGCUUUAUUCAUCGGGGAAUUAACAAGGAGCACAGGGCGUUUCGCGGGUGGCGCUGUGUGUUAAACCACAGAGCCUAGGACUUGCCGAUCAGAAGGUCAACGGUUCGAAUCCCCAUGACGGGGUGAGCUCCCAUUGCUCGGUCCCUGCUCCUUCCAACCUAGCAGUUCAAAAGCACAAAGUGCAAGUAGAUAAAUAGGUACCGCUCUGGCGGGAAGGUAAACGGCCUUUCUGUGCACUGCUCUGGUUCGCCAGAAGCGGCUUAGUCAUGCUGGCCACAUGACCCGGAAGCUGUACGCCGGCUCCCUCGGCCAAUAAAGCGAGAUGAGCGCCGCAACCCCAGAGUUAGUCACGACUGGACCUAAUGGUCAGGGGUCCCUUUACCUUUAAAUUGUUAUUGGUUUUAGAAUGUUUUUGUUAUAACUGUAUAUAAAGGUAAAGUAAAGGUAAGGGACCCGUGGAUGGUUAAGUCCAGUCAAAGGCAACUAAGGGGUUGCGAUGCUCACCUCACUUUCAGGCCGAGGGAGCCGGCGUUUGUCCACAGACAGCUUUCCGGGUCAUGUGGCCAGCAUGACUAAACCGCUUCUGGCGCAACGGGACACCGUGACGGAAACCAGAGCGCACGGAAAUGCCGCUUACCUUCCCGCUGCAAUGGUACCUAUUUAUCUACUUGCACUGGUGUGCUUUCGAACUGCUAGUUUGGCAGGAGCUGGGACAGAUGGUCAGGGGUCCCUUUACCUUUACCUUUACAGGGUGUUUCUUUGCACCGAGCGAGAUGCCUGGUCCAUCUAGUUCAGUACUGUCCACACCGAUUGGCAGUAACCAAUCUUAUUUCUGAAUGGCAGGGGGUUGUACCAGAUGACCAACUCUACAAUGCUAUGAAUUCUACGAUUCUCCAGGGUUUCAGGAAGGGAGUCCCUCCCAACCUUACCGGGAACGGAUUGAACCCGGGGCUUUUUGCACACAGAAAGCAGGCCCCCGUUCCCACGUCCUUUCCAGCUGCUUCUUCUACAAAUUAAAAAUGAAGUUGGUAGUCUUCACAGUUCUGGAAAAAAAGGGGGGCUGAUUUAAACAGGAACGCAGGAAGGCGCCUAAUUCCGAGUCAGAUCACCUCUGAGUCCACCUGCCUCCAUAUUGUCUGCACUGACAGGCAGUGUCUCUUCAGGAUUUCCCUUCCUGGAGAUUAUCGGGGAUUGAACCCGGGUCGUUCUGUGUGCCAAGCAGACGCUCUGCCAGCUUCGACGGCCCUUCCCCAAGGGUUGAAAACAGGGCGGAGAAGAUCUGUUGGAGGAGUUUUGGGGUGGGGGACUGCUGGGAAAGCUGGCCGUGGGGCAGAGCGGAGACACGCGCUCCCUGCGCGUUUCGCCAUCUUAUGUUGUUUCCUUUCCUCUCUCCCCACAGAGUAACUGCAUCAAGACGUCCAAGUACAACGUGGUCACAUUCCUGCCCAUCAACCUCUUUGAGCAGUUCCAGGAAGUGGCUAACACUUACUUCCUCUUCCUCCUUAUUCUCCAGGUGCGGCCCGUUCACGGGACUCUCAUAUUGGGGCAAGAGGGGAUUUUGGAAGUGUUAACGUGGGCGGCAUUUUGGUUUUGGUUUUGGAGAGUGGUGGAGGAGACUCCUUAGAAGCACCCUGCCGCCUCUUCUUCCCCUGCCUUCACUUACCCUCUCGCCUGUCUUCCUCCACCCAGCUGAUUCCACAGAUAUCCUCCCUUUCGUGGUUCACCACCAUAGUGCCUUUGGUUCUUGUGCUUACCAUCACGGCGGUCAAGGAUGCCACUGACGAUUACGUAAGCAAGGGGGGGAAGUCUGGGAGAGGGGAGACCUGGGUUGGGGCUGGUGGCGAUUUGGACCACUUACCAGUGCUUUGCUGGAUUCCCAGAAUUCACAUCCUGCCUUUCUUUUGCCGUGGAACUCGCGGGAUCGUACGGGGCAGUUCCUUGGAAGGGGAGGUCAACCACCCAGCUGCUGGCCAAACCCAGACCUGCUUAGCACGAGUCAGCCGUGUGAUACGGCAGCAAAAAAGGCUAACGCAGUUCUAGGCCGCAUUAACAGAGGUCGAGUGUCCAGAUCAAGUCAUAGUACAGCGGUACCUUGGGUUAAGUACUUAAUUCGUUCCGGAGGUCCGUUCUUAACCUGCAACUGUUCUUAACCUGAAGCACCACUUUAGCUAAUGGGGCCGCCUGCUGUCGCCACGCCGCCGGAGCACAAUUUCUGUUCUCAUCCUGAAGCAAAGUUCUUAACCCGAGGUAAUAUUUCUGAGUUAGCGGAGUCUGUAACCUGAAGCGUAUGUAACCCAAGGUACCACUGUACAGUCAUACCUCAUGUUACGUCCGCUUCAUGUUACGUUCUUUCAGGUUAUGUCCCGCGGCGACUGGGAAGUACCGGAAAGGGUUACUUCCAGGUUUUGCUGCUCGCGCAUGCGCAGAAACGCAAAAUGACGUCACGCGCGUGCGCAGAAGCGGCAAAUUGCGACUCACGUGUGCGCAGAUGCGCCACUGUGGGUUGUGUUUUUUUCAUGUUGCGAACGGGCCUCUGAAACGGAUCCCGUUUGCAACCAGAGGUACCACUGUUACGCUCUAUUCUGCCUUGGUCAGACCACGCCCAGAAUACAGUGGUACCUCGGGUUACAUAUGCUUCAGGUUACAUACGCUUCAGGUUACAGACUCCGCUAACCCAAAAAUAAUACCUCGGGUUAAGAACUUUGUUUCAGGAUGAGAACAGAAAUCGUGCUCCGGCAGCGCGGCAGCAGCGGGAGGCCCCAUUAGCUAAAGUGGUGCUUCAGGUUAAGAACAGUUUCAGGUUAAGAACGGACCUCCGGAACGAAUUAAGUACUGUGCCCAGUUCUGGGCAACACAAUUUAAGAAAAAUAUUGACAAGUUGGGAAGGUGUUCAGAGGAGGGCAAGCGAGAUGAUCAAGGGUCUGGAAACCAAGCCUGAUGAGGAACGGUUGAAGGAGCUGGGCAUGUUUAGCCUGGAAAAGAGACUGAGAGGAGAUAUGAUAGCAAUCUUCAGAAGUUGGUUUUCUGCUGCUCAGAGCGUAGGACCCAAACCAAUGGAUUCAGACAACAAGGAGACUCCGACUAAACGUUAGAAAGAACUUUCUGACUAGGGUUGGACUAGAUGACCACUGGGACACCUUCCAACACUAUUAUUCUACCUGGAGAUUUAACCCAGAACCUUCUGCACUCAAAGCAGAAGAAUAUAAAAAGGCAUAAAAAGAUCCUGGUUGCUGGAUGAGGCCCAUGGCCCAUCUAGUCCAGCAUCCUGUUCUCACAGUGGCCAACCAAAUACCACUGGGAAGCCCGCAAGCAGGACCUGAGUGCGAGAGCAACUCUCUCUACUCUGCGGUUCCCAGCAAGUGACGUUCAGAGGCAUUUUGCCUCUGACAGUGCAGGGAGAACAUAGCCAUUGUGACUAGCGGCCCCUGAUCGCCUGACCCUCCUCGAUUGUGCCGGGGGACCUUCCUUUCAUUCUGCAUCGCGGGGUUGGGCUAGAUGACCCUUGGGUCCCUUCCGACUCUUAAGAUUCUGCGAUCUUGCUGUCUCUCUGCAGUUUCGCCACAAGAGUGACAACCAGGUGAACAAUCGCCAGUCUCAGGUGCUGAUCAAUGGGAUGUGAGUAUUACCACGGCAACUGCGGAUCGGUGGUGGUUGUUGUGGUGGAUUUCUGGGCGAGGGGUGGGAAAUCCGCCAGGCCAGCAAUGGGUGAUGGGAAUCCUGUGGCCCUCUGGAUACGCCUGGACUCAAAACACCCGCUUCAGCCACCCAGCAUGGCCAGUGAUCAAGGAGGAGGAUGUGAGUUUGAGCCCAGCAAAAUUUGGAGGGCUGUGGGGGGUCACACACACACCCCAGGGUGGUUGGUGGCCAUUGAGAGUUGUCAGGGAACUGCCAUCGGAGGUAGAGGCGGAGGGAAGGCUCCAGAGGGAUGGAGGAGAGGGUCCCAGUAGGGAGAGAGGCAGCCCGUCCGCUGGGGAAGGAAAUCAGCGUAACACCAGUAGAGAAGGGGGGCAGAUGAGGGAAUCGGAGAGGAGGCUCCAAGACUCCUCGCCGGAGACCAGCGGAGAGAGUACGGGUCCUCCGCUGCCCACACCCUCCCUGCGCAGAACGCUUCCGCUCAGGGAGUCUAGGCGGAGACUAGGCAUCAAAGAACUUUUGUGCUGGAAGAAGUUUAAGAAACGCCCACUGACGGAUUCUGCCAGCGACUGAGGCAGUCACGAUGCUGGAGGCUGUUCAGUCAGAAAGGGUUUAACCAGGUAACCUAGCCAGGAGUGGCGGCAACAUCCGCACGAGCAACCCCUAAAUCCAUUACAAGAGUGAUAGAUAGAAGGCAGGGAGCCCAACAGUAGGAGCAGCUGGAGCGUGUGAUUGGUGGAGCUGGAGCGCGUUAUUGGUGGAGCAGGAGCCUGUGAUUGGUGGAGGAGAAGCCUGUGAUUGUUAGAGCUGGAGCCUGUGAUUGGUGGAGACGGAGCCUGUGAUUGUUAGAGCCGGAGCCUGUGAUUGGUGGUUCCCCAUCCUCGAGUUAAAACAAGUGUUGGGAAUACUGGACUGCAACUCCCAUCAUCCCUGGCCAUUGACCGUGUUGGAUGGGGCGGAAAUUCCAACUUUAAUGGAGUGGCAGACGAAAAUGUUUGAAUACAUAGAAUUGGCGAACAUGACUUAUAAGAUUCGGAACCAAAAAGUAACCAAGUUCGAAGAGGAAUGGAGUAAAUUCGUUGAAUGUAUAAGGAAUAAUUGUAGAAGCUUAAAGACUGUAGCAGGGCUAAUAUAAAUCUUGUGAUAUGGACAGAAUGUAAAUAAGAAUCUGUAAGAGUGGAUGUUAAUUAUGAAAACCGAUGGAGGGAAGUCCGGGCGUGAUGGUAAAUAAGAAGACACAAUAAUGUUGAAUGUAAGAGUAUAUAUUUUAUUUAUUCUUGUUUUGGAAAAUCAAUAAAAAGCAUUAAAAAAAAAAGGCCGCGUUGGCUGGGGCUGAUGGGAGUUGUAGUUCAGCCACACCUGGCGGGCCAGAGGUUCCCCACACCUGAUCGAAGUAAAUAUACCUUAAGUGAUGGGGUUGGGCUUGUCUGCCUGUUUUCAUUUGACACACCUCCUUUUUCUCCACUGCCAACCCCCUCUCCCCAAAUCUUCCCCACACCUGGUCCUUACAGCCUCCGUCAGGAACAGUGGAUGAAUGUUCGCGUUGGUGACAUCAUAAAGUUGGAGAACAACCAGUUUGUGGCGGUGAGUCCUAGACCAGCCCCGCAGUGCUGUUUGCCCCACUUAAGCUGAGUGAGACCCACCAGUACCUGCAAGUCUGGGAAUGAAGGAAAGGUCUGGUGAGCCAUGUUGGGGCACCUGACUUGCGUGCAGAAGGUCCCAGGUUCAGUCCCUGGCCUCUCCAGGUUGGUGUGGGAACUCUCCCUGCCUGGAGAGCUGCUGCCGGUCAGUGUAGACAAUACUGAGAUGGAUGGACUGACUUGCACUAAGGCAAGGUAAAGGUAAAGGGACCCCUGACCAUUAGGUCCAGUCGUGACCGACUCUGGGGUUGCAGCGCUCAUCUCACUUUAUUGGCCAAGGGAGCUGGCGUACAGCUUCCGGGUCAUGUGGCCAGCAUGACUAAGCCGCUUCUGGUGAACCAGAGCAGCGCACAGAAACGCCAUUUACCUUCCCGCUGGAGUGGUACCUAUUUAUCUACUUGCACUUUGAGGUGCUUUCAAACUGCCAGGUUGGCAGGAGCAGGGACCGAGCAACGGGAGCUCACCCCGUCACGGGGAUUCGAACCGCCAACCUGAUCGGCAAGCCCUAGGCUCUGUGGUUUAACCCACAGUGCCACCUGCGUCCCUUAUAAGGCUCUUGCUUAUAUUCCUAUUGCUUAUGUUCCUCUUAAAUCACACCUUUGCACGGAACCAUGAGGACUGGAACCUUAGUUUCUUUUCAGGGAAAGGACUAUAUAGCACCUGCUCUGCGUGCCGAAGGUUCAGUCCCCAGUGGCAUCUCUGAGCAUGGCUGGGAACUGUUCCCUGCCUGAAAUCCUAGAGAGCUUCUGCCAGUCAGUGUAGACAAUACUGAACUAAAUGGACCAAUGGUCUGACUCAGUAUAAGGCAGCUUUCUGUGUUCCUAAAGUAUAACAUAGCCUAUGUGGUCCCUAUACAGUGGUACCUCAGGUUAAAUACGCUUCAGGUUACAUACGCUUCAGGUGCAGACUCCGCUAACCCAGAAAUAGUGCUUCAGGUAAAGAACUUUGCUUCAGGAUGAGAACAGAAAUUGUGCUCUGGCGGCGUGGCAGCAGCAGGAGGCCCCAUUAGCUUAACCCGAGGUACCACUGCACUGAGAGAUUAGGACAGUGGUUCUCAAACUUUUUCUUCUGGGCCACACACUCAUAGUAAGAAUUUGCUUGUGCCACACCAUUUUUUAAUCAAUGAGAAAUACACUGUGAAGCAAAGAGCAAAACAAACAACUGCUAGCAGUGGUUGAUUUGUAACGUGGAACACAACAACUUUAUAAUAUGAUCGUAGGACGUCCCGAAAGUAUAAAACUACACGGCCACCUAAGAACAUGACUCAUUCCCAAAAUAUAAUUCUAAAUGAUCCUCUUACAUACGUACCUUAAGUAUGUAUACAAACUCAAUGAGAGGUGUGAGCUUGCUUUUGCCGGAUAAUCUAAUGUAAAUUAGGUCUAAUUUGAGACAAACAACACUCAUUUCCUCAUCCACACAAAGAAACCUUUCUCUUUUCUGAUCUUCCCAUGGCUGGGGCAACUGAGGCAGAUGGGCGGGGUAUAAAUAACAAAAUUGUUUGUCAGAGUUGAAAAUCCCUGAUCACAGCAACUGUAGAAUAGCCAAUGCUCUUGCUCUUGUUUUGAAAAUACAUUUAUCCAUAGUCUGCAAAAAAGAGAAAUUAUUUUUAUACUAUACCAUGGGUAGGCAAACUAAGGCCUGGGGGCUGGAUCCGGCCCAAUUGCCUUCUAAAUCUGGCCUGUGGACGGUCCGGGAAUCAGCGUGUUUUCACAUGAGUAGAAUGUGUGUUUUUGUUUAAAAUGCAUCUCUGGGUUAUUUGUGGGGCAUAGGAAUUCAUUCAUAUUUCCCCCCCAAAAUAUAGUCCGGCCCACCACAUGGUCUAAGGGACGGUGGACCGGCCACCUGCUGAAAAAGUUUGCUGACCCCUGUACUAUACUAUACUGUACUGUACUGUACUAUACUAUAUAGUACCAUGGAUAGCUCAGUCAGUGGAACAUGAGACUCUUAGGUGGAAUCUACACACAUAUAAAAAAAUGCUGUGGAAAUUCUUUUUUAAAAAAACGUUUUGAAAAAUACAUUCAAUUUGGCAUAGCUCACCGUCGCCAUCUGGUGUCACUUUGGAAAAUUGCACUUGACAACAUAUUAAAUGCAUUUGACGUCUCUCCCCCCCCUUGCCAAUACCAGUGUGGUGCGCUAUACUCUUUGAGAAGAUUAGGAAUAUAAAGGGUGCAGUCUGCACGUUUGUGUGAAUUCAGGCACAGCCUCUGUGGCUGAUAUUUGCUGCUUUAGCCGCUUUCCUCCUCUUCUCCCCCCAGGCUGACUUGCUCCUCCUGUCCAGCAGCGAACCUCACGGACUUUGCUACAUCGAAACGGCAGAGCUGGACGGGUGAGUGCUGACCCCAUUUUCCAUGCUUUUCCCUCAGCAGUUGAGGCAGUUGAGGGGGCCGUCUCGGAAAGUGAGCCUUGCGCUAUUGGGUUUACGCAUUGAAGCAGGUGUCUGCUCAUUUGGAUGGGGGUCUCCGUUGGGCUGGGACUGCUAGCAUGGUAUAGUGGUUAAGGUGCCAGACUGGGACCUGGAAGAGACCAGGGUUCAAAUCCCCGCUGAGCCCCGAAGGUCGCUUGGGCCAGUCGCAGCCUCUCAGCCUAACCCCACCUCACAGGGUUGUCGCGAGGAUAAAAUUGGGAGGAGGGAAAACCGUAUAUACCAGGGAGAGAUUGGUUGGCUAUACGUCCUGGAUGCUUUAGUUAUUUUAUAUUUUAUAUUUUAUUUGAAUGAAUAUUAUUAUUUCGGUCACAGACCAGUUCCAGCCCACGUACAAUAUCAAGGAAGUCAUAAAACACGAUAGGGAUACAUUUGAAUUUGCAAUUAGGUAUAGCAGGGACAAUACAGAUUUAGCAACAGUUAAAAAAUAUAUAAAUUAAAACUUAGUAUAUUUUAUUUAUACUCUGCUCAUCUGGCUGGGUUUCCCCAGCCACUUCGGGCAGCUUUACAGCGCAUAUAAAACAUAGUAAAAUGUUUUCUAUUUGAGAUUCAUUCAUUGCAGAGGGGUCAGACUAGAUGACUCUAGGGGUCCCUUCCAACUCCACAAUUCUAUGAUUCCUACCACCUUGAGUUCCUUGGAAGAAAAGGCGGGAUAUGCACGAACUGAAUGAAUAAAAUGAUACUCUAUUAUUCCCCCCCCCAUAAAAUCAAUAUACUGCUUACAGUGGUGCCUCGCAAGACGAAAUUAAUCCGUUCCGCGAGUGUCUUCAUCUAGCGGUUUUUUCGUCUUGUGAAGCAACCCUAUUAGCGGCUUAGCGGAUUAGCGCUAUUAGCGGUUUAGCGGCUAUUAAAGGCUUAGCGGCUUAGCUGCUAAAAGGCUAUUAGCGGCUUAGCGGCUUAGAAAACGGGGGGGGGGAGCGAAAAAAAUAUCUCAAGACUCGCAAGACAUUUUCGUCUUGCGAAGCAAGCCCAUAGGGAAAUUUGUCCUGUGAAGCAACUCAAAAACGGAAAACCCUUUCGUCUAGCGGGUUUUCCGUCUUGCGAGGCAUUCGUCUUGCGGGGCACCACUGUAAUUGUAAAAACAAAACCCCAAAGCAGUUUACAAGAGGAAUAGAACGACGACAUUAUCGGUAAGAAAACAGUUAAAAGCAACAAUUUGAAACCUCCAAAAAAUAAUUUAAACCGAUAAGCUGAAAACCAGAUUGAAGCACAUGUCAGCGUUCCACAUGUCUGGAUAGACUUGCUAAAAUAAAAAUGUUUUUAGUGAAGGUGCCUGGCUUUUGUCAAAAGGCAGGGAGUUCUAUAGGGUGGCUGUUUUUGGCAUGUCAGCUAUUUUUAUUCCAAGGCGAUCCGAACUGCUUACCUAGUUCAUUUCAUUCAUUAUGAACUGCUUACGUUUAAACAAGGCUCUUCACGGUUAUAACAUGUCCAAAUAUAUAUUAGAAAAGAAUAGAGAAUUUCUACGUUCUAUAAAAUGCUGUCGACAGCAAAAUGGAACCUCAGCCUUUCAAUCAAAACAUUUUAAAAAUUUGCCCAUCAAGCGGUUUUUAAAUCAGCAAACAAAUGGCAAGCGAGCUCGGUGGAGCCUCCCUGUUCGGUCACAGUCUAUCUGAAUGUAAGUUGCUGAUGGGGGAGGUAGGUAAACCAGCUGGCACUUGGCUGUAGGCUUUCCUGCCUGCCUUUUGGCCUUUCUGGGCGGCUUCCAACAAAACAUUAAAUACAAUAACCUAUAAAACAGUAAAAGCUUCCCUAAACAGGGCUGCCUUCAGAUGUCUUCUAAAAGUUUGGUAGUUACUUUUCUCUUUGACAUCUGGUGGGAGGGCGUUCCACAGGGCGGAUGCCACUACCGCGAAGGCCCUCUGCUUGGUUCCCUGUAACUUGGCUUCUCGCAAUGAGGGAACCGCCAGAAGACCCUCGGCCCUGGACCUCAGUGUCCGGGCAGAACGAUGGGGGUGGAGACGCUCCUUCAGGUAUACUUGACCGAGGUCGUUUAGGGCUUGAAAGGUCAGCACCAACACUUUGAAUUGUGCUCGGAAACGUACUGGGAGCCAAUGUAGGUCUUUCAAGACCGGUGUUAUAUGGUCUCGGCGGCCGCUCCCAGUCACCAGUCCAGCUGCUGCAUUCUGGAUUAGUUGUAGUUUCCGGGUCACCUUCAAAGGUAGCCCCAUGUAGAGCGCAUUGCAGUAGUCCAAGCGGGAGAUAACCAGAGCAUGCACCACUCUGGCGAGACAGUCCGCGGGCAGAUAGGGUCUCAUCCUGCGUACCAGAUGGAGCUGAUAACAGCUGCCCUGGACACAGAAUUGACCUGUGCCUCCAUGGACAGCUGUGAGUCCAGAAUGACUCCCAGGCUGCGCACCUGGUCCUUCAGGGGCACAGUUACCCCAUUCAGGACCAGGGAGUCCUCCACACCUGCCCAUCUCCUGUCCCCAAAAACAGUACUUCUGUCUUGUCAGGAUUCAACCUCAAUCAGGAUUCAACCUGUGAGGAGCAGGACGCUGUGCAUCUUGGAUCCCUUCAUCCUGAUCCAGUUCUUACUUCGCCUCUUUUCAUUGGGGGUAGGCUUGAGUGCGAGGACUGCCCCCCUGGACAGGGAUCCAGGACCUAGGCGCCUGGGCCUGCUCCUUGCCUCCCCUCCAUGCUUAAUGCUGCUUUUGCCUCCAGGGAGACCAACAUGAAGGUCCGUCAGGCCAUCCCAGUGACGUCGGAGCUGAGUGACACCAGCAAGCUUGCGCACUUUGAUGGUGAGUGGGGGGGGAGGAGCGUAGUUUUGCAUGCGACACAGAGCAUUCAGGUUUUCCUAACUGGCCCUCGGGACACCCCCUCCCUCCUUGCGUGUGUUUUCCCCGGCCUGGGCCGACUGUCCUUCGUCUCUUGAGGCUGAGAAACGCUCCCCACCUCUGGUUUGCCUGGUGCCACCAGUGCUUUGCAGGUUGCAAAGGGCCGGGUCCCUGCCCCAGGUAGCUUACAUUAUAAAAUGCUGAGGGAACAGGUGGAGGGCAAGGGGAGCAUCCUCAAUAAAACUCCAACCAGAUAAGUCUCUGCCCCGAGGAUCUUCCAGAUAUGAAGUUUCGUUGAAUUGGAAAAGAGACUGAGGGCAAGGUGAUGGUGAAAAUAACAAUGAUGAUGAUGAUGAUGAUGAUAAUUAAUAAUAAUGAAUUAAUUAAUUUAUACCCCGCCCAUCCAGCUGGGUUUCCCCAGCCACUCUGGGCAGCUCCCAACAGAAUAUUAAAAUCACGAUAAAACUUCAAACAUUAAAAGCUUCCCUAAACAGGGCUGCCUUCAGAUGUCUUCUAAAAGUCAGAUAGUUGUUUAUUUCCUUGACAUCUGAUGGGAGGGCGUUCCACAGGGCGGGCGCCACCACCGAGAAGGCCCUCUGCCUGGUUCCCUGUAACCUCACUUCUCGCGGUCAGGAAACUGCCAGAAGGCCCUCGGAGCUGGGCCUCAGUGUCCGGGCUGAACGAUGCGGGUGGAGACGCUCCUUCAGAUAUACUGGACCGAGGCCGUUUAGGUGUACCAGGAAUAGCUGAGCUUCCUCUUCCUCUUAGUCUCUCAUUGGCUCUGGCGCCACCUGCUGUUGGGCUCCCUGCCUGCCACCCAGUGGGCACCUCCAGCCUCUGCUCGCUGCACCCAGCAAAAUUUCCUAGCUUGGAGGAAAUGCAAGGUACUUCCGACUGGGGAAUUUGUUCUGAAUUGAUGCCUUUCGACUUCAGGGGAGGUGAUCUGCGAGCCGCCCAACAAUAAGCUGGACAAGUUCAGCGGGACGCUUUACUGGAAGGACAGCAAGCACUCCUUGAGCAACCAGAACAUGCUGCUUCGUGGCUGCGUCCUCCGGAAUACGGAGUGGUGUUUUGGCCUUGUCAUCUUCGCAGGUGCGUGAGCUUAUUUCCAGCUUAUUUCAGUUUUCCUUAAAGCGGUUGAUACCCUGCUCUUCAGCCAAGGAGCCUCAUCCAGAGCACCUUGCCUCCCCACCCCAAAACCAGCCUGCCCUUCGGUGCACAAUCUGGAAAGACCCGACACGCUGUGAUGGCCUGGGACUCGGGCUCAGACUCGGAACCAGAGGAGUCUCAGUCUGCACAGGCAUCCUUUGCCUCAGGCAUCAUCUGAACCAAGUCUGGGGCCUGAACCUGAAGAGUCCCAGUCUGCACAGGUUCCCCUGCAACAAGCACCAGCUGGGCCGAGUCAGGGGCCUGAGCCUGCCCUGGCUCCAGAGGCGGGGAUGACCUCGUUGCCUCCAGCUGGGCCCUACCGGUUGGGUCAGGGGAGGCUGAGGCGGCCCCUGGGUCUAGUAACCCACCGACGUCUCCCGAGCUGCAGAGACUGAGGUCUGAGAGAAGGAGAGACCUGAGUACUCGCAGGAGGAGUGCUCGCCUUUGGGCGAGACAGGGAGGUGAGUCGCUGGGGGAUCAGGACCGGCCGUUACCCCGACAAAGAUAAAAGGCUGUCGGACCCCGCCCCAGGUUGUGGGAGCAACAUGGCUGUAUGCUAGAUCCUGCCUGAGAUCCUGUACCUGUUCUUGCCUGGUUUCCUGCCUUGGCCCUGUCGGACUGACUCCCAGGGGAACCUUCGGAUUCUGGUCCGGUCCUGGACCGCGUUUCAUGGGUUACCGCCGGGCUCAGCACACACGCAAGGAAAAAGGGAGGGAGCUUAUCGUCCCUCCCUCUCCUGAUCUCUCAUGGCUUCCUGAAGCUCUGUCAGGAUCUGGUUGAAAAGAGGAAGAAUUGUUUCACAAGGUCACAACAAUGGGGGGAAGUCAGUGCCCCCCCAACCCUUGACCUAUUUAUUACAUUUCAUUUCAUGGAACCAUAAAAUUGGAGAGUUGAAAAGGAGCCACAAGGGUCAUCUAGGCCAGGCAAGUCCAACCGGUCAAUCGCGGGAUGUUCCUGGUUGACCCUAAUAAUAAUAAUAAUAAUAAUAAUAAUAAAUAUAAUAAUAAUAAUAAAUUUUAUUUAUAUCCUGCCCUCCCCAGCCAAAGCCGGGCUCAGGGCGGCUAACAACAAUAAAACAGUACAAAAGUACAGCACAAACAACACUCUAAAAUCAUUCAUUAUAAAAUUAAUUCAAAUCAAGCCACUGGCAACCAUUGGGCCAGAGCUCCGUGAAGAUUGCCGAGGCAGGGAGUCAGGCUGUGCCCUGGCCAAAGGCCUGGUGGAACAGCUCUGUCUUGCAGGCCCUGCGGAAAGAUGUCAAGUCCCGCAGGGCCCUGGUCUCUUGUGACAGAGUGUUCCACCAGAUCGGAGCCACAGCCGAAAAGGCCCUGGCUCUAGUUGAGGCCAGCCUAACUUCCCUGUGGCCUGGGACCUUCAAGAUGUUUUUAUUUGAAGACCGUAAGUUUCUCUGUGGGGCAUACCAGGAGAGGCGGUCCCGUAGGUACGAGGGUCCUAGGCCAUAUAGGGCUUUAAAGGUUAAAACCAGCACCUUAAACCUGAUCCUGUACUCCACCGGGAGCCAGUGCAGCUGGUAUAGCACCGGGUGAAUGUGAUCUCACAGCGAAGACCCCGUAAGGAGUCUCGCCGCAGCAUUCUGCACCCGCUGGAGUUUCUGGGUCAGUCUCAAGGGCAGCCCCACGUAGAGCGAGUGACAAUAAUCCAGUCUGGAGGUGACCGUCGCGUGGAUCACAGUGGCUUGGUCAGGGCGAGAGAGGUAAGGAGCCAACUGCUUAGCUUGGUGGAGAUGGAAAGCGAUUGUUAGCUCCCCCACCCCCACCCCCCCAAAAAAAAGGAAAGGAAAGAGGGAGAAAAUGCUCAACAACCGUGGUCUCUUCCCCUAAAAAAGAUAGUUGGACAUGCCUGAUCUAGGCCAAUGCAGGAAAUCUACAUUGUUACGGGUGCAAGUCCUCAAAGCAGUAACUGCAGUACCUUGGAAUUUAAUUUGUUUGGGGCUUCAUAACGUAAGACAAGGACCUGGGGCCUGGCUCAGGAGUAGAUAGGCAGCCAGCGCAAAUGUUUUAAAUGCUGGAGUCACGUUGCAGUGGUACCUCGGGUUACAAACACCUUGGGUUACAAACACUUUGGGUUACAGACUCCGCUAACCCGGAAGUAGUACCUCGGAUUAAGAACUUUACCUCAGGGUGAGAACAGAAAUCGCACGGCGCGGUGGCAGCUGGAGGCCCCAUUAACUAAAGCGCGCCUCAGGUUAAGAACGUUUUCGGGUUAAAAACAGACUUCUGGAAUGAAUUAAGUUCUUAACCCGAGGUACCACUGUAAAUUACAUCACGUUCCUCCUGUAUGUUUAUUUCUCUGGCUCCUACAGGCCCAGACACCAAACUGAUGCAGAACAGCGGCCGAACGAAAUUCAAGAGAACGAGCAUUGACCGCUUGAUGAACACCUUGGUGCUUUGGGUACGUAAAGCUUCCUUCUCUCUCCCUCCCUUCCUAGAAUUCUAGAGUUGGAUGGGACCCUCCAAGGGUCAUCUAGACCAGGGGUCAGCAAGGUUUACUGGCCAUGGGCCGAAUCUCUCCUAUGGAGAUUGCCCGUGGGCCGGACUGGUGCAGUGCGAUGCCGGAAAUCGCAUCUGCACGUGUCCGCGGCGCUGGAAAUUGCUUCUGCGCAUGCCCAGACACCGGAAAUCACACCUGUGCAGAAGCGAUUUUCGGCGUCUGGACAUGCGCAGACGCAAUUUCCAGUAUCUGUGCAUGCGCAGACGCAAUUUCCAGUAUCUGUGCAUGCGCAGACGCAAUUUCCAGUAUCUGUGCAUGCGCAGACGUGAUUUCCGGCACUGCUUGGUGAGUCCCUGCGUCGCUACACCGACGUGCAGCGUGUGGGGAACUUGCUGAGCGGGUGGCUCGGUUUGGGGGCAGCUCGCGGGUGGCUCCGGCCCAUGGGCUACACGUUGCCUAUCCCUGAUAAACCCCCCUGCGAUGCAGGAAUUCUGCCUGCAGCCGUCCCUGGUUGGGUUUGAACCACCAACCUUUUGGUUAACAGCCGGGUGCACUGACCCGUUGCGCCACAGGAGGGCUCCCUUCUCUCCACGGUUUUUAAGCAAGGUUUCUCCCCUCCUGUUCCACCUGAGCACAGAAAAUCCUGCCCUCUCUUUGUGUGUUUUCUUUGUCUGCUUUUAUUACUCUGUGCGCCUUCCCCCGGCAGAUCUUCGGCUUUCUCGUGUGCAUGGGCGUCAUCCUGGCCAUUGGCAACUCCAUCUGGGAGUACGAGGUGGGCGCCUGCUUCCAGAUCUACCUGCCCUGGGACGAGGCAGUCGACAGUGCCUUUUUCUCUGGCUUCCUCUCCUUCUGGUCCUACAUCAUCAUCCUGAACACAGUCGUCCCCAUCUCCCUCUACGUCAGGUAUUUUGGGGCGCUCUCAUCUCUCCCCCCCCCCCAUUUUUGUCACCUUUAAUAAUUCCUAGCAAUUAUGGGAUAUGCCUUUCAAUAUUCUCAGUAGCUUAGUUCUCCAAUAAGGGGGUAGUAAUAUAUAAACGCGGGUGGUGCUGUGGGUUAAACCACAGAGCCUAGGACUUGCAGAUCAGAAGGUCGGCAGUUCGAAUCCCCGAAACGGGGUCAGCUCCUGUUGCUUAGUCCCUGCUCCUGUCAACCUAGCAGUUCGAAAGCACAUCAAAGUGCAAGUAGAUAAAUAGGUACCGCUCCAGUGGGAAGGUAAACGGCAUUUCCGUGCGCUGCUCUGGUUCGCCAGAAGCGGCUUAGUCAUGCUGGCCACAUGACCCAGAAGCUGUACACUGGCUCCCUCGGCCAGUAAAGCGAGAUGAGCGCCGCAACCCCAGAGUCGGUCACGACUGGACCUAAUGGUCAGGGGUCCCUUUACCUUUACCUUUAAUAUAUUAACGGGGUAAAGGCCUGACGUAUGGUUGCCUUGACUUGUUAAAAAGGGCCUGUGGUUAACCAUGGUUAAUCUUAGCCAUGGUUAAUGUUAACCAUGGUUAGGGAAAACAAGCCAGCUUCAUAUACUAGGGUUUGGAGGUAGCUUGCUUCUGCUGCGCGUAGUUUCAACUGACAGUAUUCUGCCCAGUUUUGGAUGUCAUGACAAACUGCAAGGCGUCUAAAACGAAAGUGAAAUCUCCCAUUCUCCUCCUUGCAGAAAGAAAGGGUCAGUGAGACUGAUCCUUCUGCAGCUUCUUUCAGGCACAGCCCCUACGUAAUACAGGUCAACAAUCCUUUCAUCAACCCCUGUAAGACAUGCCAGCAUUUAUUACACCCCUAUUACAGAUGGUGAAGGUUGAGGUCGAGUGACUUACCUACUCCUUCACCUCCAAUGAGUUCAUGGCUGAGAUUGCAACUGCAGCUUUUGCUUAUUAGCUGCUGUCCCUGAAUCCUUGAUCUCGUCCCAGAGUCUUUAGGCAGGCAGUGUUCAGACCCCUGAGCUCCCUCGAAACCAACCUAUAACUUCAGGAGGAGACGGGAUUGAGAGUUGGGAUCCUCCUGGUGGUGCAGCGAUGAAACUGCUUGCACCUUUGCAAAGCUAAGCAGAGUCCGGUGUGGUUUCAAGUUGGAUGGGGGACUGCGUGUUGAGAUUCCUGCAUUGCAGGGGGUUGGACUAGAUGACCCUCGGGUCCCCUUCCAGCUUUGAUUCUAAAAGAGGUGAGCAGGCAGAAUUUUAGGAAGCGGGCAUCUGAUGCUAUUAUCAGGAAUGAUCUGAUAAUCUCUCCCACCUUCUCCUGACGAUGCCUCUGUCAUCCACGUUUAGUAUGUCCUGAUGGCUGCACUGCUACAUUCCUAUUUUUUGGUUUCAUCUUAUUUUCUCCCUGCCUUUCUGCCUGCAACCCUGCUAUCUGUGUCUGUUCUUUUUUUGGUUGGUUUAAUUUCUCUUUUUCUUUUGAAUUCUUCAGCACGAAUUUCUCUUUCUCUCUCACACCCUUAGCCCCCAGGUAAGAGCAUGCGCCGCCACCCGAAAUCCUCUUCCAGCUUUGCUUGGGUCCUUGCAGCUUACGGUGAGGUAGGGGGUGAGUGGGAUGUCCCGUUCCAUAGCAUUCUGUGAGCUGCAUAAGGGAUGUAGCUUAGUGGUUACAGCAUGCAGAAGGUUCCAGGUUCAAAUCCUGGCAUCUCCCAGGUACAGAUGAGAGCAUCUCCUGCCUUAAAACCUGGAGAGACAGGUCAGUGCUGACAGUGCUGACCUGGAUAGAUAAAUAUAGAUAGAUAUAAGGUAGCUUAGUUCAGUUGCACAAGCAAUUAUUUUUAAGAGAAGGCCAUAGUUCAGUAAUAGAGCAACUGCUUUGCUUGCCAAAGGAUCCGGGUUCAAUCCCAGUGACAUCUCCAGCUUGCACAGCUGACACACAGGGAAGCAGCUUCCCUGCCCAUCAGCUGAGCUGGUCAAGAAGACCUCCGCUGCCCCUCUGGCUCGCACAAGCCUGGAGAGCAGUGGGGCUUGCUCAUGUGUUAAGCAGUGAGGCCUCCAGCUCGCGAGAAGACCAUUGGACUCUGUGGAGGGUCUGCUCACAAGCCGGGCAUGCGGGUGGCGCUGUGGUCCAAACCACUGAGCCUCUUGGGCUUGCCGAUCAGAAGGUCGGCGGUUCGAAUCCCUGCGACGGAGUAAGCUCCCAUUGCUCAGUCCCUGCUCCUGCCAACCUAGCAGUUUGAAAGCACGCCAGUGCAAGUAGAUAAAUAGGUACGGCUGCGGCAGGAAGGUAAACGACGUUUCUGUAUGCUCUGGUUUCCGUCACGGUGUUCUGUUGCACCAGAAGUGGUUUAGUCAUGCUGGCCACAUGACCUGUUAAGCUGUCUGUGGACAAACGCUGGCUCCCUCUGCCUGAAGCAAGAUGAGCGCCGCGAUCCCGCCUUUGACUGGACUUUACCAUCAGGGGGUCCUUUACCUUCCUUGCAAGCCAGUUGGGCUCUCCAGGGCGCUCCCCAUUUCCAGGUUCCUGGUACUACAAGUGUGAACAGUUGCAUGCAAAAAUGUCACUUGUAAAUGGGGAGUAGGGACGCGGGUGGCGCUGUGGUCCAAACCACUGAGCCUCUUGGGCUUGCCGAUCAGAAGGUCGGCGGUUCGAAUCCCUGCAAAGGGGUGAGCUCCCGUUGCUUGGUCCCUGCUCCUGCCAACCUAGCAGUUCGAAAGCACCUCAAAGUGCAAGUAGAUAAAUAGGUACCACUCCGGCGGGAAGGUAAACGGCGUUUCCGUGCGCUGCUCUGGUUUGCCAGAAGCGGCUUAGUCAUGCUGGCCACAUGACCCGGAAGCUGUCCGCCGGCUCCCUUGGCCAAUAAAGCGAGAUGAGCGCCGCAACCCCAGAGUCGGCCACGACUGGACCUAAUGGUCAGGGGUCCAUUUACCUUUUUUAAUGGGGAGUGGCCUGUACUAAGUUAGAUGGACCAAAUGACCUGACUCAAUAUGAGGCAACUUUCUGUAUUUCUAUAAGGUAUAGUCUGCUAUCUUUCCACCCCUUCCCCAAACCCUGGUAGGAGAUAGCGUUUCAGGCCUGGCCGAUUCCGAGAUCUUCCUCUCAUUUCUCGGGGCUUCUCUUUGUUUCUUCGUUCAUUCUUCAGACUUCUAUCUUGUGGGCUCAGAGCAGCUUUUACACCCGCAUGUCUGUAAAUCUGUGGUUUUGGGGAGCCUCCAGGCAGGCCAGGGGGCAUUUGCUGGAUCUCUCCAGGCCCUGGGCCCAAUCCAGAGGCAAGGAACCCUUUCCAACUCGAGGGCCUUUCUGGGCAUGUUUUUGAGGGCCAUGUUCCAGUGGUAGUCUGGGCCAGAGGCAGAAAGGGAGAGCGGGGGAAUGAAUUUUACCUUGGUGCAGUGGGCUGGUUUCUAUCCCUGAGCUAACCUCUUCCUCCUCCCGUGUCUGCGCAGCGUGGAGGUGAUUCGCCUUGGGCACAGCUACUUCAUCAACUGGGAUAAGAAGAUGUAUUGCGUGAAGAGGUGCACGCCGGCCGAGGCCCGGACCACGACCCUCAAUGAGGAGCUGGGGCAGGUGGAGUACAUCUUCUCUGACAAGACGGGCACCCUCACCCAGAACAUCAUGGUCUUCAGCAAGUGCUCGGUGAACGGGCGCAGCUACGGUAAGCCAGGUGGCCCAAAAUGCAGGCAAAGCCGGGUUCGAAACCAGUUUUGCUGUCAUUAUGACUAGGGUUUUUUUUAAAAAAAAUAUUAGUUGCUGAUAUUGGUUCUUCUUCUUCAAAUUAUUAGUUGCUGUUAUUGGUUCUUCUUCAAAUUAUUAGUUGCUGUUAUUGGUUCUUCUUCAAAUUACAGUGGUACCUUGGGUUACAUACGCUUCAGGUUACAGACUCCGCUAACUCAGAAAUAUUACCUCAGGUUAAGAACUUUGCUUCAGGAUGAGAACAGAAAUUGUGCUCCAGCGACGCGGCAGCAGCGGGAGGCCCCAUUAGCUAAAGUGGUGCUUCAGGUUAGGAACAGUUUCAGGUUAAAUACAGACCUCCGGAACGAAUUAAGUACUUAACCCGAGGUACCACUGUAUUAGUUGGUUCUUCUUCUUCUUCUCUUUCAAAUUAUUAGUUGCUGUUAUUGGUUCUUCUUCUUCUUCUCUUUCAAAUUAUUAGUUGCUGUUAUUGGUGGUUGUUCCUCUUCUUCUUCUUCUUCACUACAGUAGGACCUUGGUUUUUGAACUUAAUCCUUUCCGGGAGUCCGUUCGACUCCCGAAACCAUUCGAAAACCAAGCUGCGGCUAUGGAUUGGCUGCAGGAGCUUUCCUGCGCUCAAACGGAAUCCGCGUCGGACAUUCAGCUUCCAAAAAAUGUUCACAAACCAGAACACUUACUUCCGGGUUUGUGGCAUUUGGGAGCCAAUUUAUUCGGGAGGCAAGCUGUUUGAGUACCAAAGUACCACUGUACUGUUCAACUGACUGGCUGCACCAGGCGAGGGUAGCCAGUGGGUCUCAAACCCCAGUGAGUUAAGGACUUCCACUGCAUGUGAAGACAGAUUCCAGCGGAUUGAACGGACAAGACCAAUAAUGGGCCCGAUGGUCAAGAAAGCAGUUUCUGCACAUGCUGUAGAGGGAAGUGAGGGGCAGAUGGGGCUCGUCCUAAACGGCCUCAGUCCAGGACACCUGAAGGAGCGUCUCCACCCCCAUCAUUCAGCCCGGACACUGAGGUCCAGUGCCGAGGGCCUUCUGGCGGUUCCCUCCCUGCGAGAAGUGAGGUUACAGGGAACCAGGCAGAGGGCCUUCUCUGUAGUGGCGCCUGCCCUGUGGAACGCCCUCCCACCAGAUGUCAAGGCAAUAAACAACUACCGUAUUUUUCGCUCCAUAAGACGCACUUUUUCCCUCCUAAAAAGUAAGGGGAAAUGUGUGUGCGUCUUAUGGAGCGAAUGCAGGCUGCGCAGCUAUCGCUGAAGCCAGAACAGCGAUGGUGUUCUACUAUGGUAGCACCCUACUAUGGUGUGUCAAUACCUCCUUUCUCUUUCGCCCUCCUGGGUCGUAACCCUGGCUCUUUAUUUUUCUCUGUUUUGCAGGUGAUGUCCUGGAUGUUCUGGGUUACAAGGCUGAGCUUGGAGAGGUAGGAGCUGUGGGAGAAUCUCAGCGACGAGAUAGAUGGCAGAAAGGAGCGGGGAAAGGGGUUUUUAUUAAGGGGAGUGGGGGGUGGGGAGGGGAGGGGGAAGGAAAGUGGUGGCAGAAACACCCACCCACAGAGCUGCCACCUGUUAUCGGGAAUACAGUGGUGCCUCGCAAGACGAAAAGAAUCCGUUCCGCGAGUCUCUUCGUCUUGCGGUUUUUUCGUCUUGCGAAGCAAGCCCAUUAGCGGUUUAGCGGAUUAGCGCUAUUAGCGGCUUAGCGGGCUUAGCGGAUCAGCUGAUAAGCGGCUUAGUGGCUUAACGGAUCAGCUGUUAAGCGGCUUAGCGGAUCAGCUGAUAAGCGGCUUAGCGAUCAGCUGUUACGGCAGCGGAUCAGCUGAUAGCGGCAGCGGCUUGGGAAAAGGGGGAAGGAAAAACCCCGCAGGAACUCGCAAGACAUUUUCGUCUUGCGAAGCAAGCCCAUAGGAAAUUCGUUUUGCGAAGCACCUCCAAAACGGAAAACCCUUUCGUCUAGCGGGUUUUCCGUCUUGCAAGGCAUUCGUCUUGCGGGGCACCACUGUAAUAACAGUGAUAAUGGUCACCUAAUUAAUUUAUAUACUCCCAUUAGGAUGCAUGGCAUUCCACAGCGCGUAAAAGGACAAAGUCCCUGCCCCGAUGAGCUUACAAUCUAUUUAAAAAAAGUAAUCUUAAACUCCCCAAUGUCCCGUCUGGAGGAUGAAAAUCCAUCGUUCAAAAGGAGGAGCUUUUGUGUCCCGAGCGGAAUAUUUGUCCUGGAAGCACAAAUGUGGUCCCAUUGACUUAAAAACGUGGACCAAAUGAAACCUUCGCUGCAAAUCCCGCCCCCCCCCCCAAAGAAAAGUUUAUGUAGGGUGGCUUUUUAUAUGCCCUCCAUUAGCCCUCGUCAAAACAGGCAUUAUUAUUAUUUUAUUUAUUUUAUUUUUUAGAUAUUUAUACCCCGCCCUCCCCAGCCAAGACCGGGCUCAGGGUGGCUAACACCAAAUAUAAAACCAAUUGAUUGAAAUACAGCUUAAGAAACAAGAUUAAAAUACAACAUUAAACCAUUAAAAUGCAGCCUCAUUUCAGUGGAAACUCAAUCAAAAACUUUUUUGGGGAUAAAAAACGUCAAGUUUUUAUUAGGUUUAUUAGUUUUCAAUUACAACAAUCCGAUAAUAGCCUCAGAAAAUAGGCAAAUUGUUAUCUUGGGUGAUAUUGCUGGCCGCUGGAGGCUGCUCUAUUUGGGAAAUGGGGGCUGUGCCCCACCAGCUUCACUCGGCUCUCUGCCAGCUCCUCACCUGCCUACCUUUCUUCUUACAUCCAGUCCAGGAGGUGUUUCUGCCUCCCAGCAUCUUCCCCCUCCUUCCACUCAGUUUUGAUCAUGUCAGAACUCAGCAGGGAUCAGGAGCAGGAGAAUUGGGAUGAAACUGCAUUCGCUGGUUCCACCUGCCAUUGCCUCUGGCGCCCCCUACUGUUGAGCUCCCGACCUCCCACCCUACCAGUCCCCACGCUCACCCGGCCACCACUGUAACCCUUUCUUCUCCUCCUCUCUCCCGGCCUCCCCCAGAAGACGGAACCAGUGGACUUCUCUUUCAAUCCCCUGGCGGACCCCAAGUUCACCUUCUGGGACGCGGCGCUGCUGGAAGCGGUCAAGCUCGGUGACCCUCAUGUACACGAGUUCUUCCGCCUCCUUUCCCUCUGCCACACGGUCAUGUCCGAGGAGAAGAGCCCAGGUUGGGAUCGGGGUCUUUUAAAAAAUCAGGGGAAAGAGGAGGAGGUGUUGGUCCUGCUACAGGGAUGGAGAGUCUUCUGAAGUUUACAGCAUGUUAUUCCUUGAAGGAGAACUACCAUAUUUUCCGCUCCAUAAGACGCACUUUUUUCCUCCUAAAAAGUACAGUGGUACCUCGGGUUAAGUACCGUAUUUUUUGCUCUAUAAGACUCACUUUUUCCUUCCUAAAAAGUAAGGGGAAAUGUGUGUGUGUGUCUUAUGGAGCGAAUGCAGGCUGUGCAGCUAUCCCAGAAGCCAGAACAGCAAGAGGGAUUGCUGCUUUCACUGCGCAGCGAUCCCUCUUACUGUUCUGGCUUCUGAGAUUCAUAAUUUUUUUUUCUUGUUUUCCUCCUCCAAAAACGAGGUGCGUCUUGUGAUCUGGUGUGUCUUAUAGAGCGAAAAAUACGGUACUUAAUUAGUUCCGGAAUUCCGUUCUUAACCCGAAACUGUUCUUAACCUGAAGCACCACUUUAGCUAAUGGGGCCUCCUGCUGCCGCCGGAGCACGAUUUCUUUUCUCAUCCUGAAACAAAGUUCUUAACCUGAAGCACUAUUUCUGGGUUAGCGGAGUCUGUAACCUGAAACGUAUGUAACCUGAAGCGGAUGUAACCCAAGGUACCACUGUAAGGGGAAAUGGAGCCGAAUUGCCCAGGGUCGAAAAGCAGAUUGUUCCUUUUUUUUUUUAGAAAGAGGGAAGGGGGUGUUGAACCAAACUGCUGAGCAGCUGAUUGGCAAGCGAUCGGGAGGGAGAUAAGGCACGCUAGCGAGAAAGGAGGCUGCCUGGGGGAGGGGGAGUUAAAGACAGCGAACUUGCAAGGAGAGGAGACAGGAAAACUAAAACAAGCAAUGAGCAGAGAAGUUAGACGAAAAGGAGGAGCAAAAAACUGCUCCAGCUAAGGAAAAGACACUAAGGCAAACAAGAGGGAAGGGGGUGUUGAAAAGAAGCCGCUGAGCAGCUGAUUGGCAAGUGAUCAGGAGAGAGAUAAGGGGUGCGCCAAAACCACCCUUAACUAAAACAUGCAGUGAAGUGGUUUAAGAAGCAUAACAAUUAAAUUGGUUAAUCAUAGAAUUGUAGAGGUGGAAGGGACACGAGGGUCGUCUAGCCCAGCGUGGGGCUUUAACCCAACAACUGAGCUAUUCCAGCGAGUAAAAAGCAGGUAAAACAACAACCUGAACUUCAGGGGCGAAGGAGAUGUGACUUCAGGAGCCCGCAGAAUGCCAAUGCUGAUGGCGGUCUCGUACAGUAAUACCUUGGGUUACAGAUGAUUCAGGUUGCGCAUUUUCGGGUUACGGACGCGCCGAAACCCGGAAGGACCGGAAUGGGUUACUUCUGGGUUUUGGCAUAUGCACAGAAGCACUAAAUCGCGCUUUGCGCAUGCGCAGAAGCACCAAAUUGCAACCCGCGCAUGCGCACACGCGGCGCUGCGGGUUGCAAACGUGCCUCCCGCACAGAUCACAUUCGCAACCUGAGUGCCCACUGUAUUUCAGGAGGAAAUGCAGCCGUUUUGCAGCGCCAGUUUCAGAUUCCUCUCUCUCUUUCUUCUCUCUAUUUACCCCAACAGGGGAGCUGUUUUACAAAGCCCAGUCCCCAGAUGAGGGCGCCCUGGUGACCGCCUCCCGCAACUUUGGCUUCGUUUUCCGCGGACGCACCCCCAAGACCAUCGUGAUCCAGGAGCUGGGGCGGCCCGUCACCUACCAGCUUCUCGCCAUCUUGGACUUCAACAACGUCCGCAAGCGCAUGUCAGUCAUUGGUGAGAACGGGGGAGGCGCCGGUGGAGAUGGGGAUGGGAGGCCAGGGGAGUGGCUACCAAACCCUGAGCUAGUCCAGAGGUCAGCAAGGCUUACCGGACAUGGGCUGGAUCACUCCUGCGGAGAUCCUCCGUGGGCUGGGCCAGCGCAGUGCGACGCUGGAAAUUGCGCCUGCACAUGUCUCCGGUGCCGGAAAUUGCUUCUGCGCAGGCCCACAUGCCAGAAAUUGCGUCUGCGCAUGUCCGCGGCGCCAGAAAUUGCUUCUGCGCAGGCCCAGACGCCAGAAAUUGCGUCUGCGCAUGUCCAUGGCGCCAGAAAUUGCUUCUGCGCAGGCCCAGACGCCAGAAAUUGUGUCUGCGCAUGUCCAUGGUGCCAGAAAUUGCUUCUGCGCAGGCCCAGACGCCAGAAAUUGCGUCUGCGCAUGUCCAUGGCGCCAGAAAUUGCAUCUGAGCAUGUCUGCGGCGCCAGAAAUUGCUUCUGUGCAUGCCCAGAUGCCAGAAAUUGCAUUUGCGCAUGUCCAUAGAGCCAGAAAUUGCGUCUGCGCAGGCCCAGACGCCAGAAAUUGCGUCUGCGCAUGUCCAUGGCUCCAGAAAUUGCUUCUGCGCAGGCCCAGACGCCUGCGCAGAAGCGAUUUUCAGUGUCUGGGCAUGCGCAGAAGCGAUUUCUGGAGCCACGGAAGAGAGUCCCUGCACUGGUUUAGCGCAGUGCACAGUGACUCGCCAAUUGGAUGGCUCGGGCCGGUUAAGCGACCCUCACUGGCUGCUUCCGGCCCAUGGACCUUAGGUUGCCGACCUCUGGACUAGUGUCUCUCCAUCUUCUUUCAGCCUAUCCUACCUCACAAGGCUGGCGUGAGUAUAAAUCAUAGCAGGAGGCAUGGGUUAACUUUAUCGCCCGCCCUUCUCCAGCAAGUCCGGGUUACCACAAUUUGAAAUUCAGGAUUAAAAACAGUCUACAGCCACAGAGAGAGGGUAGACUCACUGGAUAGCUCAAUAGGUUAGAGCGUGGUGCUGAUAACGCCAAGGUUGCAGGUUUGAUCCCCGUAUGGGACAGCUGCAUAUUCCUGCAUUGCAGGGGUUGGACUAGAUGAUCCUUAGGGUCCCUUUCAGCUCUACAGUUCUAUGAUUCCGUGACUCAUUUCAGUUAUCUACCUUCGGCCAGUCAGUCUCAUUGCUCUUUCCCCCCGAUCCAGCUUGCACUACCUUACAGGGUGGUUGUGAGGAUAAAAUACAGCAGGAGGAAGAAACUGCAUAUAUUUCUUUUCUUUCUUUCCCAGAAAUUUAUUGAUUUGGUUUUUCAGAUUGAAAUUUAACAGUCACAUAUACAACAUAAAAACUAGAUUCCAAGGAAUCUCCUGGACUUCCAUCCUCCCCUUUGUGGGUCUUAUUAUUAAUCAUUUCCACCUGCAUCUUUUAUGAUACUCCAAAUCCUUUACCUCUUCUAGUAUGUCCAGAAUUCAACCUUAAGCUACAAGUGUUACUCCAAUCCUACUAACAAUUUUAACUGUUCACAACGUUAAGAUAAGUUGUAAAAUUUCCCCCAUUCCUUAUUAAAAUUUUGGUCUUCCUGAUUUCUGACUCUUCCAGUCGUUUUAGCCAUUUCAUCAUAGUCCAUUAACUUCUUCUCUGGUCGGGACUUUAUCUUCUUUCCAUCUCUAGGCCAGUAACAUCCGUGCAGCCGUAGUCGCAUACAUAAGUAGUCUUUUCUGCUCCUUUGGGAUUUUGGCACCUAGAAUUCCAAAAAGGAAAGUUUCAGGUUUUUUGUUGUUGUUUAGUUAUUUAGUCAUGUCCAACUCUUCGUGAUCCCCUGGACCAGAGCACGCCAAGCACUCCUGUCUUACACUGCCUCCCACAGUUUGGUCAAACUCAUACUGGUAGCUUCGAGAACACUAUCCAACCAUCUCGUCCUCUGUCGUCCCCAUCUCCUUGUGCCCUCCAUCUUUCCCAACAUCAGGGUCUUUUCCAGGGAGUCUUCUCUUCUCAUGAGGUGGCCAAAGUACUGGAGCCUCAGCUUCAGGAUCUGUCCUUCCAGUGAGAACUCAGGGCUGAUUUCCUUCAGAAUGGAUGCGUUUGAUCUUCUUGCAGUCCAUGGGACUCUCAAGAGUCUCCUCCAGCACCAUAAUGCAAAAGCAUCAAUUCUUCGGCGAUCAGCCUUCUUUAUGGUCCAGCUCUCACUUCCAUACAUCACUACUGGGAAAACCAUAGCUUGAACUAUCCGGACCUUUGUGGGCAAGGUGAUGUCUCUUGCUUUUUAAGAUGCUGCCUAGGUUUGUCAUUGCUUUUCUCCCAAGAAGCAGGUGUCUUUAAACAUUUUUUUUCAACUUGAAACUACAUAUAUUCCACCUCUAGCUCAUUGGAGGAAAAACGAGCUAAAACAGCAAUAAAUAAAUUUCAACCUGCUUGUGCUUAAAAUCUGUGGGGUUUUUGUCUCCUCUCCCUUUGCCUCCCCUCCCUGCUCCCCAUAAGUACGGAACCACGAGGGGCAGAUCCGGCUGUACUGCAAAGGAGCAGACACCAUUUUGCUGGAGAGGCUUCACCCGGGACACCAGGAGCUGUAUAACGUCACCACUGACCAUCUGAAUGUAAGUAGUUUUGGGGGGAGCAAGAGAGGGGGUGAGUGAAAAGCAAGACUGCCGUUCUGUGGGGCUAGUGAUGGUUGCCACUUUGGGCGACUUGAAUAGAGGCGUUUUAGAUGCCAACCCUUUUUCUUUUCUUUUUCUUUUUGGCCUGGGCAUUUGGGCCUUAAUUUGAAGGGGGAUUGGGAAUGUGUGUGUGUCCUCUGUUUUCUUGCUCCUGCUUUUAACGGGGUGGGGUGCGAGCUGUCCUCUUGACGUAUUCUCUGCGGAUCGGCAUUUUUAGGUUCUUGUUCAAAGGCUGUUCUUACGUUUGGUUUCGUGUUGCUAUUCUUGCAUUCUAAACCCCUUUCGGAUGCUUUCGUUUAAAAAAAAAAGCGACAAUUUAAUAGAAUCGUACAGUGGUACCUCUGGUUGUGAAUGGGGAUCCAUUCCAGAGCCCCGAUUACAACAUGAACAGAUUGCAACCCGCGUCUGCAUGUGCGCAGGUCGCAAUUCGCCAUUUCUGCGCAUGCGCAUGAUGUCAUUUUGAGCGCUUGCGUGAGUGGCGAAACCUGGAAGUAACCCUUUCCAGUACUUCCGGGUCGCCGCAGGACGCAACCUGAAGAGAUUUAACCUGAAGUAAGCGUAACAAGAGGUAUGACUGUACUGAGUUGGGGGCAAACCACGGUGAUCUGCAAAAAGUGCUUCCGGCUUCUCUACCUCCUCCUCUCUCUUUUUUAAUAUAAUUUUUAUUGAUUUUAACAUGUAAGUUAUAAAAUGUACCACAAAACUUAUCACUUAUACAAUCUUUUUGGACUUCCAUCAGCCCCUCUGAUGAUCCACCGUUUUAACCACUUGUUAUGCAUUUCUUAACUUGAUAUUGCCUUUACAUCUCUUAACAAAUCAUCCUUCCCCUUCUCCAUUUUUGCAAUACUUCCAAUAAUACGCCUCACAAAACUUAUUGCAAACCUACAAACGUCGUCUGAUCUUCACAAAUACUUUUCAAAUAGUCCGUAAAUUUACUCCAGUCUUCCGUGAAUUUCUGGUCUCGCCGGUUUCGAAUCCUUCCUGUUAGUUUAUCUAGUUCGGCAUAGUUCAUUAACUUCAUCCUCCAUUCUUCAAUCGUCGGUAAUUCUUCUUGCUUCCAUUUUUGGGCCAAUAAUAUUCUUACUGCUGUUAUUGCAUAUAAAAAAAAUCUUACAUUCAUUUCUAUUUAUAUCACUCCCAACAAUGCCUAGUAAAAAGGCUUCUGGUUUCUUUUUCCACCUCCUCCUUCUCUUCCCCUCUCCACCCCCAGGAAUAUGCCGGCGAGGGUCUGCGGACGUUGGUGCUGGCCUAUCGCGACCUCGAAGAGAGCUACUACGCGGGUUGGGCUGAGCGCCUGAAGCGAGCCAGUUCCGCCGGCGAGGGUCGCGAGGAGAGAUUGGCCCGGCUUUACGAGGAAGUGGAGAACGACAUGAUGGUUGGUGUUUUUCACCUCUGUGUUGCUCGUUCUUGUUCUUUAUUUUUCAUAUAAUUUUUUUAUUAGUUUUCCGACAUAGAUGGGGGACACCUGGCUUGAGAGCAGUACAUGUGAAAAGGAUCUAGGAGUCUUGGUUGACCACAAACUUGACAUGAGCCAACAGUGUGACGCGGCAGCUAAAAAAGCCAAUGCAAUUCUGGGCUUCAUCAAUAGGAGUAUAGCAUCUAGAUCAAGGGAAGUAAUAGUGCCACUGUAUUCUGCUCUGGUCAGACCUCACCUGGAGUACUGUGUCCAGUUCUGGGCACCACAGUUCAAGGAGGACACUGACAAACUGGAACGUGUCCAGAGGAGGGCAACCAAAAUGCUCAAAGGCCUGGAAACGAUGCCUUAUGAGGAACGGCUAAGAGAGCUGGGCAUGUUUAGCCUGGAGAAGAGGAGGUUAAGGGGUGAUAUGAUAGCCAUGUUCAAAUAUAUAAAAGGAUGUCACAUAGAGGAGGGAGAAAGGUUGUUUUCUGCUGCUCCAGAGAAGCGGACACGGAGCAAUGGAUCCAAACUACAAGAAAGAAGAUUCCACCUAAACAUUAGGAAGAACUUCCUGACAGUAAGAGCUGUUCGACAGUGGAAUUUGCUGCCAAGGAGUGUGGUGGAGUCUCCUUCUUUGGAGGUCUUUAAGCAGAGGCUUGACAACCAUAUGUCAGGAGUGCUCUGAUGGUGUUUCCUGCUUGGCAGGGGGUUGGACUCGAUGGCCCUUGUGGUCUCUUCCAACUCUAUGAUUCUAUGAUUCUAUGAUUCUAUAUCAUUUUUAACAGUAAUUAAACAUACUUUCAUCUCUUACACCAUUUUUUUGACUUCCAUCCAUCCCAUCUGAAAAUUUUCCAGUCUAUUCACUAAAUAUACAUUUCUUACUUCCACAAUUACAUUUAACUCAUAACUAAUAUUUCUGUUCUUUCUCUACUUUGCAACACUUCAUACAUUUCUCCUUACAAAACUUCUUGUAGUCCUACUAGUGUAAUUUGUUUACGUUGCUCGUUCUUGUUCUUAUUGCUUGAGCGGUGUGUGAUUUAUUUAUUUUUAAAUUAUUAUUUUUAUAUUUAUUUAUUUACAAUUUUAAAAUAUAAAAUCUAGUUGUUCAUGUGUUACAUAAAUUGCAACUGUAGGUGUAUUGUGUUGGGCCAGGGCGUGUUAAAAUCUAAAAGCCGUUUGUUGGGGGGAAAUAAUGAAUUUUUAUUUUAAACAAUUCAAAAAGAUACAAAAAAGACAAAAGGAAAAAACCUAAAGAAAAUAUAAAUAAAAUUACAUACAUAGUCCCACCACCCACCCUUGACUCGCCUCCACCACUACCCGAUAUCUCUUCUUGAUUACAGUGGUGCCUCGCAAGAUGAAAUUAAUCCGUUCCGCGAGUCUCUUCGUCUUGCGGUUUUUUCGUCUUGCGAAGCACGGCUAUUAGCGGCUUAGCGGCUAUUAGCGGCUUUAAGAAAAAGGAAACAAACUCGCAAGAACUCGAAAGACGUUUCGUCUUGCGAAGCAAGCCCAUAGGGAAAUUCGUCUUGCGGAACGACUGAAAAAACGGAAAACUCUUUCGUCUAGCGAGUUUUUCGUCUUGCGAGGCUUUCGUCUUGCGGGGCACCACUGUAUAUUAAAUUUUAACAUUGCAUUCCUUGUCUUAACUUUCUUUCGUAUCUCAAUUCAAACAUCACUCUUUCGCCCCCCAAUUUUUAAAUUAAUUUUCACAAAAUUAUAAACGAAUAAAGCACACAAACAAACAUAAUUCAUAACCUUAUUACAAUUACAAUUAUUAACAUUGUUAAGUGACUUCCUCGCUUCCCCUUGGUUGAAUUUCCAUGCAUAUCCUUAUAACGGCUUUCCAAGUCCUAAUUCUUAUAAACCUAACUUAGUUCAUUAACAUCCUUAUAUCUUUUCAAUUCAAAAUUGUACAUGUUAAACAUCACUUAACUUAUAUAAAUUCGUAAGCCAAUCUGUCACCUGCAAGUUAUUUUCAAUUGCCGUAUUUUUCACUCUAUAGGACGCACCUUUUCCCCUCCAAAAAUGAAGGGGAAAUUCGUGUGCAUCCUAUGGAGCGAAUGCAGGCUUUCGCUGAAGCCUGGAGAGCGAGAGGGGUCGGUGCGCACCGACCCCUCUCGCUCUCCAGGCUUUAGGCAGCUAUCCGCAAGCCUUCGGAGCCCAGCGGGAGUUCCCGCCACACUCCGAAGGCUUGCAGAUAGCCUGUUCUGGGGGCUGGGGUUCCCCCGUCCCCAGCCCCGCAAGCUCCGGGAGCGGCUGGAAUGGAUUAUGGUUGUAAACCAAGGUACCACUGUAUAGUCACUCAUUUUACAUAUCCACUCCUCUUUGGAGGGAAUUUUUUCGCUAAAAUGUAAAAGCCGUUUUAUAAACAAACAUGUUUUAGAGAAGCAUUAUCCCUAUUGCAUCUCCAACAGUUAGAUACCUUAGAUAACCCUUUUUUAAACAAACAAACAAAAUUUAGUUUUUUAAAAUUCGUGUUGGUUUUUCCAUUGUAUGCUGAAAUAACCCUUUGGGAGGGUUAACCCUGAAAACCCACCUACAAAUAAUUCAGAUCAGGGGGUAGCCUGACAGGAACAGCCCUCUGGACUCCCAUCAGCCUCUGACAGCUUUGCCUAGUGGGCGGGGAUGAUGGGAGCCGGGAGUCCAGCAAUAUAUCUGGAAGGAACCGCAUCGACUGCUUUAAAUAAAUCAGUGCCCUUUUUUUACCGGGAGCUUCCAAAGGAGCCCCUCGUUUUAACCUCCUGAUCUUUCCUUCGCCGCUGCGUGUGUUCCUGCCGUUUGCCAGAGGUCGCAAAUGCCAACAGGUGGCUGCGGUUUGUGAGGAGCUGCCUCAUGGGCCAAAUUUGAACCCAGGAGUCAGAGGUCUCCCAUUUUGUGGCAUCAGGUAACUUUGCCUUUUGUUUCUGUCUCCCUCCAGCUGCUGGGGGCCACCGCCAUCGAAGAUAAACUGCAGCAGGGCGUCCCGGAGACCAUUGCCCUCCUCACACUGGCGAACAUCAAGAUCUGGGUGUUGACGGGAGACAAGCAAGGUGAGGCGGCCGUUCCAAAUGCCAGCGGAACGUGUCCCAUUUUGCAUCCCGACCAGGAAUGUCCUCCCAACUCUUUAUUACGACACAGCUUGCUGGGUUCAAGGGGCCUCCUAAAUCCACUUUCACACUGUACAUUCAAAGCGCUGUGAUACUACCAUAAACCGUCAUGGCUUCCCCCCCAAAGGAUUCUGGGAGCUGCCAUUUUGUGAAGGGUGCUGACGGUUGUUAGGAGACCCCCCCUGCCUAUUUCCCUCACAGAGCUGCAGUUCCAGAGUGGUUUAACCACCGGUCCCCCUUUCCAGGGAACUGUGGCUCUGCCGUUUGAGAUAGGUUCUCAGGGCCCCAUUUUGAAAAUUUUAACUCCUGGAGGGUUUGGGUUUUGAUUUGGGCCUGUCCUCUCUCUCCUUCCUCAGAGACGGCCGUGAACAUCGGCUACUCCUGCAAGAUGCUGACGGACGAGAUGACGGAGGUCUUCAUCAUCACGGGGCACACGGUUUUGGAGGUGCGGCAGGAGUUGCGGUGAGUGGAGGCCCGCGGGUGUGGCCCACUUGGUGGUGGCCCCUCCAUUAGGGGCUUUCUCUGCUUUUCCAUUUCUCUGGCACCAAACAUUGAAUGCAAGCAGAAAGUGCUGCUCUGUUGGCUAGUCAAGGUGCGUUUCCUGCUACUGGUGUUGUUCCAACAGUGGUGAUCUCUUGGGGCCAGAUUCGUGAAAUGGACAGGUCUAAAGACAGCAGUGGGUGGAGCAAAACCCAAAAAUGGUCAGGGGCAACACUUCUCUCUCUCUCUCUCUCUCUCUCUCUCUCUCUCUCUCUCUCUCACCUUUUCUUUCUUUCUUUCUUUCUUUCUUUCUUUCUUUCUCUCUCUCUCUCUCUCUCUCUCUCUCUCUCUCUCUUUCUCUUUCUCUUUUAGAUGACUUUGUUGGAAGCUGCCCAGAGUGGCUGGGGAAACCCAGCCAGAUGGGCGGGGUAUAAAUAAUAAAUUCUAUUCUAUUCUAUUCUAUUCUAUUCUAUUCUAUUCUAUUUUCUCUCUCUUUCUCUCUCUCUCUCUCAUUUCCACACUUUUCUCUGCUACUCCUUCUCUCUCCUUUCCUUCCUUCCUUCCUUCCUUCCUUCCUUUCUUUCUUCUCUCUCUCUCUGUCUCAUCUCUGUGCUACCCGUUGCCCCUUUCCAAGCCACACAAACAGAAAGGUAACAUUCAAAAAAUUAAUCCCAAUGAACAACAACAACAAAACCCCACAGGAAUGGUUUGCUGCAUCUCCUUCUGACCUGCCAAAUCUGUCCCUAGAAGGUUUGGAAAGAAGGCAGGUGAGUCCUUGGCUGCUUCUCAAAUCCUUUCCCCCUCCCGCUUUCCUCCCCACCUUCUCCGGCAGGAAGGCUCGAGAGAAAUUGGUGGACUCUUCCCGGUCUGUGGGCAAUGGGUUCACCUACCAGGAGAAGCUCUCUGCCUCGAAGCUGACGUCCGUGCUGGAGGCUGUGGCUGGGGAGUACGCCUUGGUGAUCAAUGGGCACAGCCUGGUAAGUGGGCGCCUUGGGGGAGGUACCUAGGCCGCAUUCACACCAUACAUUUAAAGCACUUUAGGUAAAGGGACCCCUGACCGUUAGGUCCAGUCGUGACUGACUCUGGGGUUGUGGCACUCAUCUCGCUUUAUUGGCCGAGGGAGCCGGCGUACAGCUUCCGGCUCAUGUGGCCAGCAUGACUAAGCCACUUCUGGCGAACCAGAGCAGCGCACGGAAACGCCGUUUACCUUCCCACCGGAGUGGUACCUAUUUAUCUACUUGCACUUUGACAUGCUAGGUUGGCAGGAGCAGGGACCGAGCAACGGGAGCUCACCCCAUUGUGGGGAUUCGAACCGCCGACCUUCUGAUCGGCAAGUCCUAGGCUCUGUGGUUUAACCCACAGCGCCACCAGUGACCCAAAGCACUUUAAUACCUCUUUAAACAUAGAAUCCUUGGAGCUGUAGUUUAAGGGCCCAGAAAGUCCUUGGGAGACAAUAUUGCCCCUCGCAGCUACAGUUACACAUUCUACGUAUGGUCUUUUUGUGGGAGGCAGAUUGCUGGUUUGUUUUUGUUUUAUUAUUCAUUUUGUGUUCUCAUUUUGUGUGUGUGUGUGUGUAUUUGUUAUUAAAUUUUCUGCUUUAAAAUUUAGAAUAUUCAUUUAACCAACCGUAAAAUAUCAGUGACUUCCCUUCUUCUCCUUCCAUGGUUCAUUUUGCAUAACAUAAAUCCCUGCAUAUUUUAAAUAAAUCGAGCCAUUCAGUAUUCCAUUAUUACAUCCGUCAAAAGUUAUUUACACUGUUGAAUAUAUCUUAAUGCUUAGUUUUGUGUUUUCAUGUUGUGAACCACCCUGUGAUCUUUGGAUGAAGGGCUGUACAUAAUAAUAAUAAUAAUUAUUAUUAUUAUUAUUAUUAUUAUUAUUAUUAUUAUUAUUAUUUCCUGGAGUGGCUAUUUGCUUCUUUGUCUGGAUGAUAAAUAUGUGGGAUUGAGGCCUGCUGGAUAACAUCCUGCUCUCCCAGGUGCCCUUGGGAAGCCUGCAUGCUAGAUUUGACCGCAGCAGCAGCAGCUGCGAUCCCCAGGACCUGGUUUUCAGAGGCAUAAUGUCUCUGGCAGUGGAGGUAGAACAUAGCCAUUGUGCCUUCUCCUCCGUGUAUUUGCCCAAUCCUCUUUUAAAGUCAUCCAAGUUGGCGUCCAUCACUGCCCCUGUGGCGGUGAGUUCCACAGUUUAACUCUAAAAUCCUUUAAGCUGCCCUGGACCUUCCAGCACUUGGCUCGGCUGCUUGUAAGUUAUAAGAAGAAGAAGAGGAGUUUGGAUUUGAUAUCCCGCCUUUCACUCCCUUUAAGGAGUCUCAAAGCGGCUAAAAUCCUCCUUUCCCUUCCUCCCCCACAACAAACACUCUGUGAGGUGAGUGGGGCUGAGAGACUUCAGAGAAGUGUGACUGACCCAAGGUCACCCAGCAGCUACAUGUGGAGGAGCGGGGAAUCGAACCCGGUUCCCCAGAUUACGAGACUACCGCUCUUAACCACUACACCACACUGGAGUAACAAGAGAGGGAAGGGGAAAAAAACUAUUCUCUAUCCUCCAUGUAAUAUUUUCAUUUUAUAAGCUUCCAUCCUGUCACCUCUUAAACACAUACGACUUGCUCCCACCCCAAAGGAAUCAUGGGAACUGUAGUUCCCCUCCCCCCCCCGGAGCUACCAUUCCCAUCACCUUUUUAUCUGCAGGGAAUCUGCCCAGGGUCUAAUCCAGUUAUUCAGCUGGUCGCACUGAGCAUCCUUCACUCUCCUCUCUCUCCCCGUAGGCACACGCCCUGGAGGCCGACAUGGAGCUGGAGUUCCUGGAGACGGCCUGCGCCUGCAAAGCCGUCAUCUGCUGCCGUGUCACCCCCUUGCAGAAGGCCCAGGUGGUGGAGCUGGUGAAAAAGUACAAGAAGGCCGUCACACUGGCCAUCGGCGACGGGGCCAACGACGUCAGCAUGAUCAAGAGUGAGUCCCGGGGCGGCGCUUGCGUGAGCUUUCGUCUUUUUAGUUCCGCGGAUGCGUAUUUUUUAAAAAAAUGCCACAGCACAAAAGGAAAACGCGUUGGGAGGGAGGAGGAAAUAAGCAGACUUCCGUGACGAAGGCCUUUGCAGGGUGGGAAAGUUCCAAAGAGAGGCAGAGCCAAUUGGCUGCCCUGAUGGAUUGAGACACCUGCUUCCCUCCUCUGGCCCUGCCUAUAAUUAAAAUGUGGCCUCUUGGAAGGAAAUGUGGUCCUCUAUAUGGGAAAAAGAGGGACGCGGGUGGCGCUGUGGGUUAAACCACUGAGCCUAGGACUUGCCGAUCCGAAGGUCGGCGGUUCGAAUCCCCGCGACGGGGUGAGCUCCUGUUGCUCGGUCCCUGCUCCUGCCAACCUAGCAGUUCAUAAGCACAUCAAUGUGCAAGUAGAUAAAUAGGUACCACUCCGGCGGGAAGGUAAACGGCGUUUCCAUGCGCUGCUCUGGUUCGCCAGAAGCGGCUUAGUCAUGCUGGCCACAUGACCCAGAAGCUGUACGCCAGCUCCCUUGGCUACUAAAGCGAGAUGAGCGCCGCAACCCCAGAGCCGGUCGCGACUGGACCUAAUGGUCAGGGGUCCCUUUACCUAUAUGGGGAAAAGGCUCCUCUCUCCUGUUUUAGAAAGAGAGAGAACCACGUGUGCUUUGUCCUUCCUAAGAUGGAAGGUGGGGGAUCUGAGCUUGGGAUGCCUUAGUAGCCUGACUUCCCCUUACCCCUCUUUCCGUUUCCUGCGUUCCCGCCAGCCGCCCAUAUCGGUGUUGGAAUCAGCGGCCAGGAGGGCAUCCAGGCAGUGCUGGCCUCAGACUACUCCUUCUCGCAGUUCAAGUUCCUGCAGCGCCUCCUGCUGGUCCACGGGCGCUGGUCCUACCUGCGCAUGUGCAAAUUCCUUUGCUAUUUCUUCUACAAGAACUUUGCCUUCACCAUGGUGCACUUCUGGUUCGGCUUCUUCUGCGGCUUCUCUGCCCAGGUGACUCGGCUGGCGAAUCGGAGGGGUGGGUGGGGCGGGGGUCCGCAAUGGCGGCUUCCUCCAGGCUCAUGCUUCGUCCUGCUUCCUGGAUGAGCCGCACGUUGAGUGAGCGUAGCCUAUCAGGGUCACGGAAAGCAGGGAAAGCUAUCCGGCCCAGUUAAUUUGGCUACCUGAUUGCCAUAGCCCAGGGGUGGCCAACUCUCAAGAGACUGCAAUCUACUUUCAGAUUUAAAAGCUGGCAGUGAUCUGGGGAGCGUCUCCACCCCCAUCGUUCUGCCCGGAGACUGAGGUCCAGCUCCGAGGGCCUUCUGGCGGUUCCCUCACUGCGAGAAGCCAAGUUACAGGGAACCAGGCAGAGGGCCUUCUCGGUAGUGGCACCCGCCCUGUGAAACGCCCUCCCAUCAGAUGCCAAAGAGAACAACAACUACCAGACUUUUAGAAGACAUCUGAAGGCAGCCCUCUUUAGGGAAGCUUUUAAUGUUUAAUAGACCACUGUAUUAUUAUUAUUAUCUACCCACAUCUUUUGGGAGUUCAGCUCAAAGUUGUUGAGCUUUUUGGGUGAAAACAGCAGCACAGAGAACACUCCGCCUUCCAGAGAUCAAACAACAAUGGAGGGCGGGGCAAGGGGGUGGCACAGAAGUCAGUUUUAGCGAUGCUAAUGAAAGGGAGCCAGAGAUCAACCGUGAUCUACCAAAACCUCGCGGGGAUCGACCAGUAGAUCACAAUCGAUCUGUUGGACAUCCCUGCCAUAGAAAUGAAUUAAGCUAUGGUUGUUGUGGGGAUUAAACGAGGAGCGGGGGAAAACCACUCAUCCUACCCUGAGCUCCUUGGAGGAAAAAGGUGGGGUGUAGAUUUAGUAAGUCGCUAAAUGCAUUGCUGAAGGCAGCAAUUUCACCCCGGGAGAAAGGAGAGUUGUCGUGGAUUAGCCACACCGGUGAUCCCAGCCUAUCAAGGAUCACGCAGUGAAGGGGAUCAUGCCACCCUGCUAAGUAGCCAGUCUUCUUUGGUGAUGACCUUCACCGUAAGGUCACAGGGAAUUUUACAACAACUGAAACACAAACAGUUUAAAACAACUUGCAAUCAGGAUUAAUAAUAAUAAUAAUAAUAAUAAUAAUAAAGCAGUGCAUCUUCAGAAUUCUCCAAAAGCUGGGUAAUAAAGUUGUCCGAUGCACCUCUGUGGAGAAGAAGGCCCACAGCUUAGGGGCUACCACAGAGAAGGCCCUGUCCUGCCACCCCACAACCAUCUAAGGCAGGGGUCAGCAAACUUUUUCAGCAGGGGCCCUCAGAGCAUGUGGUGGGCCAGACUAUAUUUUUGGGGGGAAACAACAAAUUCCUGUGCCCCACAAAUAACCCAGAGAGGCAUUUUAAAUAAAAGGGCACAUUCUACUCAUGUAAAAACACGCUGAUUCCUGGACUGUCCACGGGCCGGAUUCAGAAGGCGAUUGGGCCGGAUCUGGCCCCCGGGCCUUAGUUUGCCUACUCAUGAUCUAAGGGCAAUGAAAUAACUAGGAGGGCCUGGUUUUCAGCUAUUUGGGUCCCGAGUUGAUUAGGGACUUGAUGUGGUUGAGAGCUGAUGAAGUUGGAGGUUUGAAAAUCCUACUCCCCGUCCCCCCAAAAAAGCUACUGUAAAAUGUUAUGGAAAUGCAGCAAACUUCAAAUUCCAGCUGAGUGACUGGGUUUUGUUUUACACCAGUGGGCCUGCAGGGGGCAGCAAAGACUCCUUUUGUUCUCCUCUCCCUGGUCUCUCAAUUUCUCCCUCUUAUCUUUUCAAAGACUGUCUACGAUCAAUAUUUCAUCACGCUGUACAACAUUGUCUACACCUCGCUGCCAGUGCUUGCCAUGGGUGUCUUUGACCAGGUCAGUCCUGUUAAUUCCUCAGUGUGAUAUAGCGGUUAGAGGGCAGCAGAUUGGCAAAGGCUGCUGUGAGCCAGAUGGACCAGUGGCAGGGGCGGCGAACCCAUGGCUGUCUCAGAUGUGGGCCCCACAUGUUUUUCCCACCCGUCAUGUCCCAACCAAUCAGGGAUCCUAGAAUUGUAGAGUUGGGAGGGACCACGAGGAUCAUCUUCUUGUCCAACAUAAUCUUUUGCGCAAUAUGGGGCUCAAACCCACAACCAUGACAUUAAAAAUUUCAUGCUCUUCCUACUGAACUAUCAAAUGUAAUUACAGGGGGGUAAGGUGGUGGUGGGGAACCCCAUGGGCAUUUAGAUGUUGUCGGACUCCCAACUCCCGCCGGCCCCAAUGGUCAGGGACGCUGCAAGUCCAGCAAGGGCCACAGGGUUAGAUCGGUGGGUUAGAUCCUUAGCUUGGGUCAGUGGUUCCCAGACUGUUCAAGCGACUGCCCCCUGGUUCCAUAGACCAAUUCCCCAGUGCUCCCUACCCUAUAAAAAGCAUUACAGUGGUACCUCGGGUUACAGACGCUUCAGGUUACAGACUCCGCUAACCCAAAAAUAAUACCUCGGGUUAAGAACUUUGCUUCAGGAUGAGAACAGAAAUCGUGCAGCGGCGCAGCGGCAGCAGGAGGCCCCAUUAGCUAAAGUGGUGCUUCAGGUUAAGAACAGUUUCAGGUUAAGAACGGACCUCCGGAACGAAUUAAGUUCUUAACUCGAGGUACCACUGUACUGAGAACUGCAGUUUGCAUGACUUACCAGGGAAGAUAAAAGUUGCAUUAUGGCACUUUUAUUAAAAAUCUAGUUAGAAGUAUUUAGUUUAAUUCAACACAAUGAAUGGGCUUGAUCCAGCGAUAGAAGCUUUUCAAAGUCCUUUACACCUCCAACGUCCCCAUGCAGCCCCCUUGCCUCCUAACACCCUUCCCCAGGUAAUCCCACUAUCCCCUGGGGGGCAGUGUGGUGUAGUGGUUAAGAGCAGUGGACUCAUAAUCUGGGGAACCGGGUUUGCGUCUCCGCUCCUCCACAUGCAGCUGCUGGGUGACCUUGGGCCAGUCACACUUCUCUGAAGUCUCUCAGCCCCACUCACCUCACAGAGUGUUUGUUGUGGGGGAGGAAGGGAAAGGAGAAUGUUAGCCGCUUUGAGACUCCUUCGGGUAGUGAUAAAGCGGGAUAUCAAAUCCAAACUCUUCUUCUUCUACUACUUUGGGAACCCCUGGGUUAGAUAUUGACCGAGCAGUGCCUCCUUUGCCAGAAUGGCCAACUUCUUCUGGUUUGUGUCUCUCUGUGCGUGUGUGUCUAUCCCCUCUGGCGAGUCUGCGUUGAGUGUGCCACACCCAAUUUUUGUCCCUGUCUGUCCCUGGCCUGCGUGCCCCACUUGGGGAGGUCCUGCCCUCAGGCCUAACGGCUUAGCCCUGUCCCACUCCCUUUUCCUAGGAUGUGCCUGAGCAUCGCAGUUUGGAGUACCCCAAGCUGUAUGAACCGGGGCAACUCAACCUGCUCUUCAACAAGCGGGAGUUCUUCAUCUGCAUCGCUCAAGGGAUCUACACCUCCGUCUUCAUGUUCUUCAUCCCCUACGGGGUCUUCAGCGACAACUCCCACCUGACCGACUACCAGUCCUUUGCCGUCACCGUGGCGACCUCCCUCGUCAUCGUCGUCAGCGUGCAGGUAGGACAACAAACCCACCCACCCCAACAACAACAUAUAUAUCUAGAUAUCUAGAUAUCUGUAUAUAUAGAUAUAUUUAUAGAUAUAUCUCCCACAAGUCCUGGCUUUCUAGUCCUUAUCUGCUGCGAAUAAAACAGCUGUUCUACCCAAGGUGUAUUUGCAUUUGCAUGAGCCCAGGGGGCCAAGGGUGGUGCAUUCUGGGAUAUUUUUGCUAGGGGGCUAAUGGCAGCGCAUUCUGGGAGAUUUUUGCUCAGUGGCCAAGGGCAGUGCAUUCUUUUUUUUUCCCUUCAAUUUUUUUUAUUAAUUUUCCAAAAUUUGUAAACACACAAACAAACAUAAAUCCUAGCUGUAUUUAAUCCACUCUUAGUAACAUUGUUAAGUGACUUCCUCAAAUCCCCCUGGCUGAAUAUAUACAAUGGUGCCUCGCAAGACGAAAUUAAUUCUUUCCGCGAGUUUUGUUGUCUUGCGAUUUUUUUCGUCUUGCGAAGCACGGUGUCGGGAAAGUUUUGGAAAAGCUUCAAAAAUCACCAAAGUCUUUAAAAACCUCAAAAAGGCUACCACACCGCGUUCUAUGAGUUGCUCCUCGAAGUCAAGUCGCAACUGUAUUAACGGUGUUAAGAAAAAGGAAACAAACUUGCAAGACGUUUCCGUCUUGCGAAGCAAGCCCAUAGGGAAAAUCGUCUUGCGAAGCAACUCAAAAAACCAAAAACCCUUUCGUCUAGCGAGUUUUUUUGUCUUGCGAGGCAUUCGUCUUGCGAGGUACCACUGUAUAUAUUUAUACAUGUGUAUAUAUAUAUCUAUAUCAUUGUAACAGUUUUCCAAAACAAAUUUCUCAUAAAAUUUACUUAACCACCAUCUUUCUUUCUUUUCAUCUUUACUUCAAACAUAUUAUUCUAUAACUUCACAUAUUUAAAUCCUAAGUCUAUCUGUUAUUUGCAAGUAUUUCUAUUUAAAUUAUCUUAGCAUAUUUAACUAAAUAGUCUUUGAAUUUCGUCCAUUCCGCAAGGGCAGUGCAUUCUGGGAGAUUUCUACUAGCCCUUGGCAUUGGUGAAAGGGGAUCAUUGCAACGCAUCCCCAGUUAUGAUUAUUGCAUUAUUAUGAGUUUACUGUAUAAUCUUGCAAGGAGGCAUGGCUGCGAGGGGGUGUCACUGUGAAAAUCAGGAAGGGACCCUGCGCUUCUGAAUUUGCCGCUGGUGGUGAAGGGAUAGCACUCCACAUAUGCUCAGUGGAACCUUUUCUCCGCUGUGAGGUGGCAGGAAGCGCCUGUGUCAUCCCUCGCCCCCCAGCGUAUCUGGGACGUAGAAUUACAAGGCCACAUGAGCGAAAUGAUCAAACAUCCAGCAAUAAGGGACCAUGGGAGAGGUUUCUCUCCAGCUAACUAUCUGUCAGGUCUUCAGGUACCCAAAUACAGACGGUCUUUUUCCCUCGCCAGAUUCAACGUUCUCCCUUUUGCCUUACUUCAGGGCAGAUUUGAGGGUAAACCAUACACAGCACGGGUCUGCCCCUGUGGCUCGUUGGAAGUUGAAACUGCUUCACAUGUACUAUUACGUUGCCAUCUUUAUGAGGAUAUACGUUUGACUUUUAUUACACCUGUUUUGCAAAAGUCCAGGAAAGAAUCGGAACACCAUAGUUUAAAAUUACUGCUAGAGGACAAGAAUCCCAAGACUACAUUAAAUGUAGCCAAAUUCUGUGCGUCUGCAAUUAAUCGCAGGAAGCAAGUGGUAUCCCAUAAUGACCAAACCCCCAAAUGUUAAUUACAGGGGCCACGCUAAUAAUUAAUUUUAAUUUUUUAUAUUUAAAUCCUUGUUAUAUUCAUAUUGUCCUCUGUAUUUCUGAUAUAUAUAUAUAUAUUUUAAUGAUCUGUGACAUUGUGUGUGUUGACGCUGGUCUGUGACCGUAUUAAUAAAUUCAUUCAUUCAUCCCUCGCCCCCAUGAUGCUCUGCUUGACCUUCUCCCCACCCCCCUCAACAGAUUGGCCUGGAUACAGGAUUCUGGACGGCUAUCAACCAUUUCUUCAUCUGGGGCAGCCUGGCUGUUUACUUCGCCAUCCUCUUCGCCAUGCACAGCGACGGCCUCUUCCAGCUCUUCCCCAACCAGUUCCGUUUUGUGGGUGAGUCUGGAGACUGCUUCUCUGUUUGGGUCUACAACUUCCUCUCUCUCCGCCCUGCCCUCUCACACAUGCCUCAUUUUUUUGCCUCGUUGCAGAACUAUUAUUGACAAAGGUGGUGCAUUCUGGGAGAUUUCUACUGGGGCCCAAGGGCUGUGCAUUCUGGGAGAUUUCUGCUGCAUGGCCAGCAUUCGUGCAUUAAUAAUAAUAAUAAAUUUUUAUUUAUAUCCUGCCCUUCCCGGUUCAGAAACCGGGCUCAGGGCGGCUAACAACAAAUUUAAAACACUUAAUUGAUGCAACGAAAAACAGCAUAAGAUACAGUAUAAAACGUGAAUAACGAUAAAUUCAGAAUUCAAAAUCAAUUUAGGGGGGAAAUCCAUCCAGUAAACAUUAGAUGAUCACUAGAGCUAACUGGCUAAAUUAGUCCUAUUUGGGCCAGUGAGGAGACCAGGGGAGAAUUAGCUGUGGGAUCCCAGAGCAGGUAAUCUUCAUAAAAAGGGGAGGGGGAGGGAAGGAAGGGGAAUAAAAGAUCAGGCUAAGUUGAAAGCCAGGUGGAAUAGCUCUGUCUUACAGGCCCUGCGGAAAGAGGUUAAAUCCUGCAGGGCCCUGGUCUCAUGGGACAGAGCAUUCCACCAGGUCGGAGCCAUCACUGAGAAGGCCCUGGCCCUGGUGGAGGAUAAUCGAACUUCCUUAGGGCCCGGGACCUCUAAACUAUGAUUCAUGGACCUUAAGGUCCUCUGCGGGGCAUACCAGGAGAGGCGGUCCCGUAAAUACGAGGGCCCUAAGCCACAAAGGGGACAUUUCUGCGAGGUGGCCAAGGUGCGUUCUGGGAAAGUUCCUUUACACUUUUGUACAGGGGAGGGGAUGGGAGGGGGACCUGGUGUCCAGGCUGUCGUAAGCUCCCCUGUUUUCCAGAUCAGAGGUGCCUCUGAAUCUCUCCCUUUCUCCCUGACCUCCUGCUUUCCUUCCUCUGCCCAGGCAAUGCCCAGAACACACUAGCCCAACCUGCCGUGUGGCUGACCAUUGCCCUCACCACUGUCGUCUGCAUCAUGCCAGUGGUCGCCUUCCGGUUCCUCAAGCUAGACCUGAAGCCUGAGCUCUCAGAUACGGUGAGUUUGGGUGCAGAUGGAUCCCAAAUGGAAGAUGGGGGAGAGGCCCUUCCUUCCUUCCUUCCUUCCUUCCUUCCUUCCUUCCUUCCUUCCUUCCUUUCCCCCGCAAGGUAGACACCUUGUCUGUCUGCCAGCCCCCCCACUCCCUGGCAAACUCAGGUUCUAAAUUUCCAUCUCUUUUUAAUUAACCGUAUUUUUUCACUCUAUAAGACGCACCAGACCAUAAGACGCACCUAGUUUUUGGAGGAGGAAAACAGGGGAAAAAAUAUUCUGAAUCCCAGAAGCCAGAACAGCAAGAGGGAUCGCUGCGCAGCGAUGAAGGCCCCCCCUGCCCUGAAGAGGCUGCACGCGGCUAAGCCAAAAGCUAGAACAGCGAGAGGGAGCGCUGCGCAGUGAUCCCUCUCACUGUUCUGGCUUCUGGGAUAGCUGCGCAGCCUGCAUUCGCUCCAUAAGACACACACACAUUUCUCCUUAUUUUUUAGGAGGGAAAAAGUGUGUCUUAUAGAGCAAAAAAUACGGUAUUAUUUUUUAAAAAAUGAAUAUGUUUCGAUGCAAGCAAAAAAAGAACUGAGAUGGUUUCAGCAGGUAGAGCAUGAGACUCUUAAAUCUCAGGGUUGUGGGUUUGAGUCCCACAUUGGGCAAAAUAUUCUGCGUUGCAGGGUGGGGUGGCCUGGAUGACCUUCGUGGUCCCUUCCAACUCGAUAUGAUUCUCAACACCUGUCAAGCAUAACCAGAGCGCAGAGAGAUUGGAAUAAAACAAGAAGUGCCAUUCUUGCGUUCGGUUGUUAUCUGUUAUGUCGACAGUGGCUAUUCAGGGUUUGUUUCGUACAGCAUCUCUCUGCGUAUCAACACGGGACACUGACGUAAAGCAGGGCAUCUGUAAGGUUUUGUUUUGUUAUUUUUUUUAAAAUAAUAUUUAUUAAAAUUUCAUAAGAAAAAAAACCACAUUAAUGAAGAAAAAAUUAACAAUAAAAAGAAAAAAUACAAAGGAAAAAAGGAAAAAACAAUUAAAAACAAUUUCAUCUUUUCCUCACUUCUUUUACAUUUACUUGUUUCUCGGACCUCCUCUUACCUCCCUUUUUUGUAUUCUAAUUAAAUAUGUUAGUCCAACAGUUCCUUUCCCUCCUUUUUAAUCCUAAUCUUUAAUCUUGAUAUAAUAUAGCUUUUAAUUUUAGAUUUUACAUAUUAAAACCAAUUUUUCCAUAUUCUUUUAGCCUGUACAGCUAGAAACCCCUUAACUUCAAUCCAACAUCAUUCUAACAUUCAUUAAUUUUGCAGUAUUUCUGUAAAUAGUCUUUGAAUUUCUUCCAAUCUUCUUCCACCGACUCUUCUCCCUGGUCACGGAUUCUGCCAGUCAUUUCCGCCAAUUCCAUGUAUUCCAUCGUUUUCAUCUGCCAUUCCUCCAGUGUGGGUAGAUCUUGUGUCUUCCGGUUUUGGAUCCAACUCUUUUUGUGACCCGCCCUUGCCACUCCAUCGUGGCGCAUCAAGGGUUCUGACGACACUCUUGCCCAGGUAGCUACAUGCAGAAAAUGCCCAGAGGCUCUUCCAAGCAGAGCAUAAAGCAUUCUAUAAUCCCACAUUAAAGCUUCUGCUUCUAGCAGGUCUCAUCUGUCUGCCCUGAGAGGUGCCAGUUCACUUAAGUCCGCAGCCCAAAUCCUUGGGAUACUGCUGGCAGCCAUAUUGGGCAAGGCCGGCCUCGGCCAACCGGAUGCCCUCCAGAAGUGUUGGACUACAUCUCCCAUCACCCUCCCUGAUCUGCGUGGCUAUUUUGGACUACAGCUCCCAUCAGCCCCAGCCGGCACGAUCAUUUAUGGACUACAACUCCCAUGAGUUUCUAGGCAGCACGCCCAUAGAGUUACAGACACAAUGGCCUGGGGCUGAUGGGAGAUGUAGUCUGAAACAGUCAGUCGAUGGAGCAGGAGACUCUGAAUCUUAAUCAUCCCGGCGCUCUUCAGAUUGCUGAAUCGUUCAACUGCAGAUUUGGAAGGGGCCACAGGGGUCAUCCAGUCCAACCCCUGCAAUGCAGGAAUCUUUUUGCCCAAUCUUUUUGGGGUUCAAACUCGUAACCCCUGGGCAGUUGCCUCCUACUUCUUAAAAGAGUACAGACCGUCCCAGCCUAGGCCUUUAACCUGGCGUAGUGGUUAAAAGUCUCAGACUAGAACCUGGGAGAUCUGGGUUCGAAUCCCCACUCAUCCCCAGGUGUGAUCUUGGGGCCAGUCACUUUCUCUCAACCUGACAUGCCUCACAGGGUUGUCGUGAGGAAUGUGGGGACGGGGAGACUGACGGGUGCCCCCACGAAGGAGGGGGGGAACCAGAUUUCCUUGCUGCCUCUGACUCUCCCCUCCUCCCCGCUUUCUCAUUUCCCCCCCUCAGGUGCGCUACACCCAGCUGGUGAGGAAGAAGCAGAAAGCCCAGCAUCGCUGCAUGGGGAGGGUGGGCCGGGCAGGCUCCCGCCGCUCCGGCUACGCCUUCUCCCACCAGGAGGGCUUCGGAGAGCUCAUCAUGUCCGGCAAGAACAUGCGCCUCAGUUCCCUCGCCCUCUCCAGCUUCAGCGGCCGCCCCAGCGCUAGUUGGAUCGAGACCUUGCGCAAGAAGAAGGGCGGCGGCGGCGACAGCAGCAGCGUGGCCAGCAGCCCUAGUGGGGGUGGGCCCGACAAGACGCUGAAGGUGUGAGGAGGAAGGUCCCGGGACAGACAGAUAGACACAUGCAACGGAUGGAACUCCCUGCCUCAGGAGGGGCGGGGAGGGCUGCCCCACAGGCCAGAAAUGCCCCCCCCCCCGGUAGCUGCAGAGAUGCGGAUCUUACCGGAUGGAUCGAGGAGGCCUAGGAGGCUUGCGGCCGUAUAACCAAAAAGAUGAUGAUAAUAAUAAUCAUAAGAAUAACUGACUGCUGGCUUACAGUGGCAAACAGGUCACUGGCUGGGGUAGGGGGUGCACAGGUGUAACCCCCAAACAAACACACACACACACACACACACACACACCCCUGACUGAUGUUACCCUGAACUGUUGUGCAAAAGGGAGUCUUUUUUUCUUCUUCCAAGAAUGAAAAACCCAGUGACAUCUCCCUGAACCGCACAUGAAUGUAUCUGGCUUGGAGGCGCAAGAAGGUUGGGGGCGCUUAAAGGUGCGUCGGAGGCUGGAGCCUCGCGUCAAGAGGCGGCGGGCGAAAGAUUGGGGGGCGGGGGCCCUGCACCCCGCUUUCGACCCCCCCCUCCAUGCCUUGUCCUCCUAUCAUCUAAUCGUGUCUUUUUAAAAUAUAUAUAUAUAUACAGAUCUAUAUGAAAGAAAACGAUCCACGUUUACAAAAAAAAAAAAAGGAGAAAAAAAAGAUUAUUAUUUUUUUCUAUUCCACAUUGGCAUUGGAAGUUCUCUAGGGGUGCCUCCCUCGGGCACUGGGCAGCGGUGUUUAAAGGACAAGGUUGGACUGGCACGGCUUGGGAGAUCCGUGGUGCCCGCUUCCGCAGGAGCUGUGCCACCCCAAGUGCGAGGGAGAAGAAUUCGGGCACAAGAGGUUGCUAGCCUCCAGCAAGAUGCCUGGAGCAUGGAUUGCCUUUUUUUUUUUUUUUUCCGGGGAAAGAGGUUGCGGGGGAAGCUUUGAAACACAUCGGCUAUUUUCUCUCGCCCCCCCUCCCUUGAAGAACCCGCUUGGUUUGCUAUUUUGCCCUCUUGUCUGCGCCCCAGAGAGUCUACACCCUUGGGUCUGCUAUUCCCAAGGCAGGAAAUAGUUUAAGAAAAAGAAAAAAAAAUAUUUUUAUAUAACGUAGGACCUCGGCUUGCAAGCAGCUCCCUCCUCUUAAACACCCAACCAACCACCUCUGCUGGUUCUCUGGUUUCCGCCAGCAGAGGCCCACCCAUCACAGCAGAGCUAACUGGAUUGGGAAAAUGUUGAGCUGAGAAUGGGAAGGCAAGGGAGAUAGGACUUCACCUGUUGUGGUACUGGUCAAGGAUGAGGAAUCGGCUUCCCCCAUCCUUGCGCUCAGCUUGGGGCUUUGCUACUGCAGCCCGCGGAGGAUGUGAGAGGGCGUCAAGCCCUGGGCACCCAGUUUCCUCACCACACUCCCACAAAGCAACAUCUAUUCUGGCAAACGUCCCGAUGGCUUACUUGUCCUGCAAAAGUUCAUUUAAAAAUAAAUAAACCAGGCACUUGUGGCGAGUCGCUGUUUGAGGACGCGCCUCGUGGAACCGUUCCAGAGAUAUGCUAGGAACUGGGGCGUUGUAUGUAAUGAUAGCCCUACUCCGAGUAGACCUACUGAAGCAAAUGUUUCUGACCAGCUUGGGCACAUUUCAGUCGGUCUGGCUCUGGAGUGGAUACAAAGAGGAUCGCCAGCCUCGUACGCAAAUGAGCAAGGCCUGAAAGUCAGGAUUUGAUAGCCUCAAAUUCUGCUUUGAGCAUGUAUUUCUCUCACUGGCUUGCACUUCAAUCCUAAAUGGCAAAUUUUAAAAUGCAUAACACCUCUGUCGUGUCUAUAUAGACACACAUAUACAGAGUCUUGAGUUUGACCAAAACAAGUCCCAACAGCCUCAUAGGCCAAAAUGCUGUGGCCUAGGAGGCCUCAAGUUUCCCUGCCACUGUCGGGAUAAGGAAAAGCCAGCAAAUUUAAGAUUUCUCUGUGGGUGGGUUCCUCCCUUACUCUUCUGUGUGACUUUGGGCCACCCCCUACCCAGUUUUUGAAGUUUCCUGGCAUAUCCCCCAAAUUUUCUUUCUCUCCCCCCCCCAUCUCAGAGGCACAGGUAGGGGGCUAUUUUUUGCAGCGGCAACAUUUUAGGUCUGCCUCUCUCACCUGUCCCCCUUUUUGCCUCAAACCCGACUUCGAUACCAAAGAGAAAAGUUCAUUAGGAACCGGGGGGGGGGGGCGGAUUGCCAUGGACUACCUUAUUUUUAUUGUGUGUUUUUUUUGAGGGGGGGGUGCAGGGUGCGAGGGGCUUUAUAAGCAGGGCAGCCGUGCCGUGCAAGGACCGAGGGACAUUCCAUAUAAUUUAUUACAUAUUUCUAUACUUGGCAGAAUUGUAUCAUUUUAUGGGUAUAAAGAGAAAUUGCAUUUUCUUAAAAAAGACCAAAAAAA